Xyrichtys novacula (pearly razorfish) is the source of this 65378-nucleotide messenger RNA. The record is from the annotation of a GenBank genome assembly. NCBI's taxonomy places the organism in Eukaryota, Metazoa, Chordata, Actinopteri, Labriformes, Labridae.
GCAGACUCAUUAAUUUAAAGCAUGUAGAUGUUUUUUUUGGAGCUGCAGUGAAGUCUGUCUGCAGAUAUUUACCUCUCUACAACAGCACAGAGCUGUGAAGGCAGAUGCCCACUGCAGUUCCGUUAUCUCACUCUGUACGCAGAGGUCUGUGCAUUCACCACCUCUCUCUCUCUCUCUCUCUCUCUCCCUCAGUCACUCUCUCCCGCCGUGCAGCCGAGCCUGCGACGUUCGCGGUGGAUGGAGGAGAAAAAAGCCUCUCUCUCUCUCUCUCUCUCUCUCUUUGCUUCAGGAAAACGGACUCGUUGAUUCGGAAGGGAAAUCAGUGAAGGUAGGAACCAGAAUUCUGCUUUUAUCUGAAUGUUGACCUGAUGAGAAAUCUUUGAUGUAACCUGUGAAUGAUGAGAAUGAAAGAAGAUGGAUGCAGAGAGAGCAGAGCUACACCUGCAGCACUGACUCCAGCUCGGCUCAGUCCUCUUGGUGCAACAGAAGCCCAGAUGGUGGAGGACUGAAGGGGGGCUCGGAACCACGGUCCUCUGUUCGGGGGCUGGUCUGUGUGGACUCUGCAUCUAUGGGGGAUGUGUUUGAGUGUGUGGUAGUGGUGGUGGUGGUCUACAUUUGUUGCUGCGCUCGUGUUGAAACAGAUGUGAUGAAAAUCUGCGGACACGGAUUUCAGUCUCUCCUGAAUCCUGACGGUAUUUACGCGGACGGGCUGGACGGGCAGAGUCCGGGCUGUGGACAGAUGUGUGUGUGAGAGAGAGAGAGGGGGGAUUUAGUAUCGAGGGAGGAAUCACGCAGAGGAGGAUCAAAACUGAAUGCACACGCGUGCGCUGUCUGUGCGAAUGCGCGCGCGUGUUGUUGUUGGUGCUCGUGGUUGUUGAGGGUGAAUGGGAAUGGUCCAGUACCUCCCCAACACUCACUGGGACGACGGGCGCAACACUUUACCUGCAAUAAGGGGGUCGAUGUCAGCUGUCUAUGGCGCUCCCGAGCUCGUGCGUGUGAGUCAGAGAGAGAGAGAGAGAGCAGCAACAGUGUUGGGCUGCUGACCGAUGGACCACUCCGAUUCCUUCGCCCACAGGUUUGGAGAUGAAACAGAACAGCUGAGAACAUCAGGAUGAGAAAAUGAUCAUCAUCAUCACUGCUCUGGGUUCGAUAAUCCGGACUGAGGCUCUGAUUGAGUACUGUGUGUCAAUCACGUUGGUCCGAGUGUGAGAAUCAGUGUUUCAGAACCAUGGACCCAUAAUGAGGAGGCUGUGUGUGUGUGUGUGUGUGUGUGUGUGUGUGUGUGUGUGUGUGUGUGUGUGUGUGUGUGAACAUGAUCUGAAUGUAUAAUGUAAAUCUUGACUCCAUUUCUCGUUCCCUCACAGAGCAGGAUCUUUGUUCGGUCUGUUAGAUAAUCUUUAAUGUUCGAUGUAAACCUGUUGAUAUCCGGUUCCCCUUCAGUCUACGGUUCCUGGUCACGGUCUGGUUCUGGUUUUAAAGACAUUCUCACACACUUCAGGCCUCCUGUCUCAGGUCUCUGCCCGUGUCUCUCUCUAUAUUUGUCCAUGUUAGAAACACAGAGACGUCCUCUCUGAGUGAAAUCAGGACAGACUGACGGACAAACAGCUGAGCUGGACUCAGACAUAUGUGUUUAAAGGGACAGAGUGUUUGGUAUUUGUUAGUCAGAUUUAGUCGAACAAGAUUGUGAUUGAUAUCAAUGAUGAUGUUGACAUUGAGCCCCAUGCUUGGUCUUGUUGCCGUGGUGAUGAUGAUAUAAGUAAUAUAUAAACAGUAUGUGUCUUUAAAGCCCGAUUCCUCACACCCUGUGCAUGACUUCAGCUCUGCAGGUCUCUAGAUCCUCGCUUGUGUACGUCCUCUCAGAUAUACUGAAUAUACUGUAUACUCAGAAAUACUGUAGAUAUCUACAGUAUUCUACAUUUUUUAUAGCCUCAUAAAAAAUUUCAAAAAUUGGCUGACUAAUUGGUAAUCAGAUUUUUCCCUCCUAAUAAUCGGCAUCUGCUCCAAAAAAUCCAUAUCGGUCAGGCCCUAAUCCUAACUCACUAAAAUCCACAUUAUACACAGUGUCAGUGUGUAAGGCAGCCUAAAAGAGUCAGCCAGCAGAGGGCACUCUCAUCGUAACCUGACUGUAAAGUUUCACAGCGAGGUUUUCUAGAAAGUGGAGGAUGAGUCCGACAGAAGCCGUCCUCAGCGGACAAACAUCUGAGAGGUAGUUUGGUCUCCUGGUCGUAUGUCAGGUCUGCAGAGAGCAGCUGUCUGACUCACUCAGGUGACGAAGGUCUGUGGAUCACCUGAGAGGCAGCAGAGGAGGAACUACAGUCAGAUUCUCAUUCAAAGAAGAGCUUUAAGAACUCAAUCCUCAUCCAGUCUACAGACUAAACUGAGCCUUUACAUCGACAUAAGAGCCGACCAACCGCCAUUUUUCUACAGAAGCACAGAACGGACAAACUAGUAAGACUCGUGUUUUUAAGCUCUUGUGUUUCUUCUUCUUCUCUCAUAAAAUCAUGUUCUCAAAAACAUCAAAUGACCUUAAAUCCAUCAGAACUGUGAACCCAGUUGAUCUAAAACUCUGUCCUCAUAACGACAGAGUCCAAUCGACUGGGUUUAUUGCCUCUGUAGCUUAUUUAUGGAUUGAUUGGAAUCCAAUAGAGACGUCAAGAAACCUAUUCUGGUCAAUUAAUGCUGGUCUUAAAGUGGAGAUGUGAAUGUCAAUAAUGCAGCACGGCUGAUCAAUAGUUGAUAAGUGCUCCAUCAGGAGGGGUGGGAUCCUUGUUAUGAAGUCAACUCCAGCUGACAGGGGAGACCCUCGCCAUUCAGCUCCACGUCAGGGUCCGAGCGCAGCCUCAUCAUUCAUUCGCCCCGCCCACUUCGCCCUCACACCUCCUCCUCCUCCUCCACUCCCUCCAUUCAUUGGCCCCGUGCUCCUUAUCUCCUUAAACCCAUUUCCUCCUCGUGUCGAUGGUUCCUGAUGUUGCCCUGAGUGGAAUGAUGAGCAGUCUGCGAUCAAUUGCAAUCACAGACAGCCGGUGUUCCAGGAAAUCAGCGGGACUGCAGGCCGAGGAGACCUGAAUAAUGACCACCCACCGACCCGAGCCGCUGCCUUGUUGCCAUGUAAUCUCCAGUUCAUCAGUAAACUAUUGAACUACGCUGACCAUAACUCAGGGGAUCCAUAGCGCCGCCUGUUAGCUCCGCUCUUAAGAGGUGAUGGAUGCUACCCUGAGAGAAACCUGAAGUGUAAUUUUCCUCCCAGACAUGCAAACAGAUUCUGGAGGAUUCACUCUGUGGAUGAAAUAAGAAGAAAAAAAUAACAACAGUGUCGCUGAAACACUGGAUUACCGGAGCAUCACAAAGGCAGCCAAGAAACAGGAGGAUUAAUCGCAGUCUGGGACGCAAACCUUCAAAAAUACAAUUUCAAAUAUCUUUGUAAAUACAAGGAAAACAUGAUCCGGAGGAAUAAUCCAGACAUGCUGCUGCUGCUGCACUCUGGAUCAACUCUCAUUUAGCCUGAUGGAUGACUGGAAUAACCAGACUCUCAAUCUUUGAAGGGAUUUCCAUCAACUGUCUGGGCCAAUUAAGAUCCAACGGGCCAGAACUUGAGGACGUAUUGAAUAGUUAAUAAGAGGAGCCAUUAGCGCCUUUAUACCUGUGUGACCUGGGAGCAGAGAGGCCGAGACACUUAGAGCUCCGCAGACAUAAUUAAUUCACCUUUCACUAACAGGUACGGGUCAAACACUCGCGGCUCUAAUGUGCCGGGCUGAACGCGGUCCUGUGAGGCCGCAGCUCGGCGCUGAUCCGGGACCUUAAACCCACUUCUCUGCUUAUCUUUAUGCAAAUGUAGGACUUGGCAGCACCUUCCUUCAGAGAGAUGUUGACUCAAUAAAAUAUGCAAAAUGCAUUAGUCAUACAAUCGUAAUGUGCAGAGUGUGUGUGUGUGUGUCCCCGUUAGCUUGAUGGUUUCUGAUGGACCAUAUGCUGUCUCCGCAUUAACACUUGGAUUGGAUGAAACGGUACCAUCAGUGGAGACGCUCCAACCUUAAAGGAACAGUUCUUUGUUGAAAGGACAACUGGACUUACUUACUAGUUGUCCUUUCAAUGCGUUGAUUCCCACUCCGGAGACCACGCAUGCUUCGGCGUCCGGAAAAAAUAGAACUCUUGCGAUCAGCUACGAUUGGAGGAUACGACCUUUUUGUGCCGUUCAGGAUGUGGUGGAAAUUGCCAGUAACCCUGUCUGAAGGUAACAGCACAACAUCUACCUGAGUGUGCGUGUGAGUCGAGGUUUGGGUUGUUGGACUUUGGUGAAGUUUUGGGCUUGUGCACCUCCUCUUAGGCUACGUUAGGUUCUGAUGCACAAAUCGGAUUUUUAGUUAAAUCCGAUCUUUUUGUGCGGUUGUUACAUUACAACAUCGAAUGCGGCAUCUAAUGUGAACAGAAUGCGUCAGUGAAGUGACCCACAUGUGCACAAACCACAAAUUGCUCUCCGUGCCUGUUUGUGUUGUUGAACAUUGGUGAAGUAACCCAUAUCCGAUUUAUAUCCACAUACAGAAGAGGCCUGGGUCAGAUUUGAAAAAAUCUGAAUUGCACUGUUCACACUUACUAUAUUUUUCAGUAUUUUUUAUUUAGUAACUCUGCGAGGUUACGGUAGCUGCAGCGCUCCGACAAGCCAAGAGGAUUUGAAGUGCGCCUUAUAGUGCGAAAAAAAUACGGUACAUGAAACAAUCCGAUAUGUGUCACAUAUGGUGAAAAAUGUGAAUUGACCUGCAGUGUGAAGACAGACUUAGACGGGGGACAACUGAAACACUCUUCACUUCUCCCUCAUCGACUCACAGAUGAGCUGAAAUACCGUCUGAUGUAAAAAGUUCUUGUUUUCUUUUAGAUAUGAUCAUAAAAACGCAUCAAUAAUAGUUCUGCUUCAUAAACAUGAGAAAAUUCCAGACUGGAGCUUAAAUGUAAGAACUAUUUCUAAAAUUACAUGUUUGCUUUAAUCCUCCUCAAUUUCUUAUGCAAUAUAAAUAUGUAUUUGGCUGCGGUCAUGAAAAUGCAGAAUGGGCCUUUAGCUGACCUAAAUCCACCCUUCAACAUCUUGAAUCAUUUAUCCUCCUGUCGUCUUUAUGUGUUUCUGUCGAUCUGUGCAGCGAGAGAUAGACGCCUCUGGAUGAAAAGAUGAUCAUUUCAGUGUGAAGCCUGCCCAGAUCCAGAGCGGCGGUACACUCUGUGCUCCUCUGUUUCUGUUUCACUGUCAGCUCUCUGGCCCACAUUCAACCAUCUCCCAUCUUUGGCUCCUCCCCUUCGCUGCCACGCCCUCCUCAUCGAUUUGAGUAUCCAUCAGAGAGGAUUAUGCAAAGAUCCUGAGAGGGAUAACCCUUUGGGAGGCAUUCACACUUGCUCACUCCUCCACAUCACAAUCUUGGCUGCAGCAGCAGCACACUGCGCUCUCUCUGAGCCUACCAGCUGUUGCAGCGCUCUUUACAAUCAAUACAACAGACAUGUUUCGCAACAGCCGUCAGUCCUUCACUGCCAGGAACCUGUGGGAGGUCCCUUUAGGCGACAGACCGCGAGAGACGUGGCAGACGGAGAUUUAUGAUCAGGUUUCUGAGGGAAGGAGGAAGUUUGAGGUGUGAUUGGGUUAAGUUCAGUUAAAGGGAGAAUCCGCAGCUUUUACAGGAGCGUUAUGGGAGGAUGAGACGAGAGAGGAGAGCAGAGAGUGUGGGAGACAGCAGAGGAGGAAGGAAAAACCCUUAAAAGCAGGUAUACCGUGGUAGGCAGUCAGGCUCAUGAAUCAUAAACACAGCGGUUUAUAAAAAGAGCUGUAAAAAUAUCAUCAUAAUAACCUGCUCAGUUUAACCUGCAGAUCCACACAGGGAAACACAGCCCUGAAGGUUCAUCACUCAUGGAUCAAUCAUGGAUCAAUACUCAGAUUAGCAGAACUAUUUCUCAUCACCUUUAAAUCCACAUGUGCAGAAACAGGUGAAUAAAGCAGCUCAGCGUCUCUCUGCAGGAACCAAUCAGACGCUGAUACCGUAUUAUAGCUCUGGAAUUAAUAGAUUCACAGCUGAGCGCUUCAUGACUGAAACACGACUGACACAGCAGGGGGGGGUUCGAGCUGACGAUGACGAAACGUUUGAGACGGGGGAAAGAUGCUGAGCGGAGCGAGAGGGACGCAGAAAUCUAAUGUCUCCAUACAGAGACUGGAGACAACCCCAGAAAUGAGAUGUCAUAUAAUCCUAACGUCCACAGACAGACAGACAGACAGACAGACAGACAGACAGACAGACAGACAGACAGCAAUAUAAUAAAUGGAGUCAAAACAAGACGUUGGAAAUAAGUUGAUGCAUUAACAAAAUAGCGUGUCCCUGAAAACACUGAGCUGGAUUUGGUCUGAGAGGAAAGUAGGUCUGCUUUGUGAGUCGGUAUCAAACCAAACCCAGUUCAGGAUUUUUACCUCUAACCGUGAGAACACACCGAACUCAGAGCCGCACGCCUGAAGUCACCGUAGGAUCACGAUCACGUGUAUCUCGCAGCAAAUAAGUUUCCAUUCUAAUCAAAGCAGCAGAGCGUACAGGACGUGUUUCAGCAUCAUAUCGAGAGCAGCUCUGCUAAAGAUACACGGCGAGUCGAUUUUUGCUGCUCUACGCCUGUCAAUCGUUCAAGACAGGAAGUCAAGCAUGAAAACCACGCGAGUCAUUCGGUAUUUCAAAAUAAAACACCAUAUAUGAACUCCUGACUGUAUCAGUUGGUGUAGAUGAGAAAUCCUUCCUGGUUCUGGAUUUAUCAGGAACACAGAACAAUCUGAUGGUCGAUCCCUGAUCCAUGUGGACCCCAACAGGACUUUGAACUGCUAACCCGGGAUUUCCGCCGCAUCCAGAACGGCGGUGAUUUUCACAGUACACCAAUUCCUACCUGAUCCAUUUAUGAGGCGAAUUUCAUAGCAGAUUACAGACAGCAGGAAUCGUGAGAACUCACAAGAACCUGCAGAUUCACGUUCAAUCUCACGAUAACGAGUUGUCUCUCUAAAGACAGACACAUAGACAUAUAAGCAGUAGAUUGUGUCCUUCCAGAGGAAAUCUACUUCUAGACUUCUAGAAUCAGCAUCUCCUCAUCCAUGGUGUCAUCGGGGUGAAAUGACGUCUAAAAACCUUUCACUUGUUCGUCUCCGCCGGAGUGUUUUAUUUUGAAAAGAAGCCGGAUGUUUUAUUUUGUGUCUGUGCCCGACUUCCUUUCCAGCACGGGUUAAUCUGUGCUGAAUUUAUCCGCCAUGCUCCGGCGUCCAGAAAAAAUAGAACUCUUGUGAUCAGCUGAGGAGUCUGGCGAUCCUCAGAGGAACAGAAAGAAGUCGGUGUAAAUUGACACGUUACGAUCAGCUACGAUCGGAGGAUACGACCUUUUAGGAGACGAUCAGGAUGAAGGUGGAGAUUGCCAGUAACUCUGUCUGAAUGCUGCUCUACGCAGACAAUACGGAACAACGCGCUCAAUACGGAUCCUGGAUGAUUUCGGCUUAACAGUGCACCGGGCCGAACCAGGAGAAUUUUAAAGACACUUAAUGUACGGCCGAAAAAUACGGAUCUAUAUCCCAGAAUGGAUGGAACGGCUCAGUCCUGUAUGACUCUAACGCUCUGAAUGACAAACUCUGUUCUGGUUAGUCUGAGUGUUUUUUUUUAAUAACACUGACUGACUGCAGCUCUGAGCUCCUCCAGGAGGAAGACUCUCCUCUGAUCUUCACUCAGUCCUCCUGUUUUUGGUUUAAUAACCUCCUGAGGAAGAAAAGAUCAUGACAUGACUCACAAUCAGCUGCAGCUGUUACUGUUAGUGCUGCUAUUUUCAGGCUCCACGGGCUCACACUCACCCACUGGUGUUUUUAGCACACUGACUGUGACGGGGAACUGUCUUCAUGUCAAAUCUGACCAUCAGGGUUGGAGGAGCGGCUCUGUGGAAACACACACAGAUCAUUAACAUUAAUGUUAUCAGUGUUAAAGGGGGAGGAGCUUAUUUAACCAGAAUAAAUGUCAUUCUGAAGGGUUUUCAGACUCCUAACGGUGACUGAAUGAAUUCAUGUACGGGAUUCUGAGGAUGAUCUGAGGCUGUAGAUGAAGAUGUUUGUAGAAGCUCCAUGUGUGGAUCUAUGCAUUAAUGAUGAGCUCCACACGAUCUGCAUGUAGUAAUUCCCCUCUCUGUACGAGGGCGUAUCUGCUGAGACAGUGUUUGUGUGCGUUUGUGUGUGUUUGUGUGUUUACAGUAUGUGUGUUAAGUAAGGACACCAUCUGCCAUCAUCUUCGCUCUGUGCCAAUCCCCCACCCUUGUUAACCCACAGCCAUGCUCACAGAGACAAAUCCUCCAGACUAGGAGUUUGAUCAAGGAGAUAAAAAUGUCACCCUGGAUACAUGUGUGUGUGUUAAUACGUGUGUGUUUAUGUGUGUGUGUGUGUGUUAGAGUGGGUGUGAGGCAGAGAGCUCUGUAAUUGUUAAAGCAGGAUGAAUAAAAAGCUUGAAGAAAGCAGAGACUCGGUAUUUCCACUCACACUGGAGCCUUUGGCAUUUCACAUUUACAUCAGACGGAUGCACACAUCACCUAUACACACACACGCACACACACACACACAGAAAUACAAUUACAGAAACUUGCACUCACGUACAAAGUGGAUUUUGGAAUAAUGCCGUGUUUUUUUUCUGAACUGCCCUAGAUUCAUUUGGCAUCUGUGCCGCACACUCAUCCCUCUCUCUCUCUCUCUCUUACUCACACUCAUGCAUAAACACACACACACACACACACACACACACACACACACACACACACACACACGCACACUCUGACACUCUUCUUUUUUCUCGACUGCCUCUCCUCUUCUUCUCCUCCUCGUUAUCCAUCCGUCUUUCCCUCGAUCUCUCUCCCUCUCUCAGAUCUGGGUAUAAAUAUUUCAGCUCUGUCACCCACUCUGCAUCUGCAGUUUCACACACAGACUGUAUUCUCCCUCCGCGUGUGUGUGUGUGUUACUGUGUGUGUGUUACUGUGUGUGUGUCUUCUCUCUAAGCGUCUGUUAGUAUUCUGCACACAGACUCUGUUUCCUUUAAAUGUGUUUUUAGUGUUUUAAAUGUGAACGAAGCCGAUUUAUUUUAGAGAGAAGAAACAGAAACCUGAACCAGAACAAGAACCGGAUCUGAUCCAGGACCGACGACUCGGGGGGGCCCAGAGAGGGACGGGGCCCUUCAUGAGCCUCAAAUGAAACUGUAGAUUUUGUUUGCAUCAGUUUGAAGUUACAGUGAUUUAAAGGUGUUGUAGUCAGGAUCUGAGUUAGUUCUAGUUUUUAGGAGAAAUCUUGAAUGUAAACUCUACCCCUCCCAACCAGUUUUCCCCUCAGCUCCUCCCCUCCCCUCAAGCCCCGCCCACAAACAGACGCUCCUGCUCGCUCGUAUCGUUCCAAUUAAAUUCAGAUAUAAUGCAGAUAAAUACUUCAGAUCAUUACAAAUGGGGCCCAGUCAAGGUGAAAGUCAAAAGCAUUGGUGCUACUGUAGAUGCCAACAGACUACCAGCAAACACAAUGUUUGCAGGACUUCUACAACGAGGAUAAAGUGACAUAGUCCAGGACCCGAGGGAGGACAGUUUAGCGAUGGCGCUACAACACGCUACAGCAGGUCCGUUUGACAAGAAACACUUCUGUUACAGACACUUGUCUUACUUUGUUAAAGCGGUUUACCUGUCCAGCAGAAAGGUUACAGGGUCACCAAGAUCCCCAAGCGUCCCCCAUCGUUUAUGUUGACCCGGCUUUUUAGCUCUUGUCCGCUCUACCUCCGUUUUAAGCGCCCGUUAUUCCUCCAGAGUCUCCGGUAUUUACUUUGUUUUCUUGCUUGUGUCGGCAGUCGUGGCCAAAGGAGGAUUCAGACAAUUUUCCGAACUUUCUGGUUGGUUUCUACUGUCCGAUAUUGUGGCACGCUAACUUUGUUUGGGCUCCUGAACGACACGGGGGAGCAGCAUUUUCUUGUUGACUGUUUUCUUGCUGACUGAAUAUGGUUGACUGUUUUCUUGUUGACUGUUUUUUUUGCUGACUGUUUUCUUGUUGACUGUUUUUCUUGUUUACUGUUUUCUUGUUGACUGUUUUCUUGCUGACUGUUUUGGUGUUGACUGUUUAUGUUUGAGUGAUUUCUUGCUUGUGUCGGCAGUCGUGGCCAAAGGAGGAUUCAGACAAUUUUCCGAACUUUCUGGUUGGUUUCUACUGUCCGAUAUUGUAGCACGCUAACUUUGUUUGGGCUCCUGAACGACACGGGGGAGCAGCGUCUGCCUCACAACCAAUCAGGUUAGAGGAGGUGGAGAACGGCUUUGUUUACAGUCAGAAAGAGCGGACCGCUCAAAAAUGUUCAAAUGUUGACGACACAGACAUAAGAGAACACAGAGAUAUCCAUAUAUUACCAAAUGUCAUCAAUAACUAUUGACUGAUAUUUAAAGAUUUUUAUUAUAUACACCACAAAAUAAGAUGCUUCUUUAACAGAUUCCUGCCUACUCCACCUCUAAAUGAACCAAUAAACAGACUCAGCUCUGCAGCUGGAGUUCUUACACUCUGUGGAGUUCAACCUAAACUUCUGUUUAUGAGCCUGAAUUUACAGUGAAGCUAAAACCAGCCGAACAGAACCACACUAAGAUCUGAAGUCAGGACUCCACAGCUCAAAGCUCCAGCAGCCCACCAUGUUUUCAGGUCUGAGAUCACGUUUGAUCUCGAGAGACUUUCUGAGACUCCACAUCUCUGUGUAGCUUCAGGGUCUGAGGUUUCUCCUCAGCUCUGCUCAGAUCUCUGCAGGUAAACUCAAAGAAAGACGUUCAAACACUUUUCUACCUGAAAUGAAACUAAAGACCAAACUCGGAGAAGUGGGCCGUGGGCUGCGUUCCUCUGCUGGGACGGUAAAGCUGACAGGUGUUUGGGCUUCAGUGAAAUUAAACUUUAUUCCAGCGGAUUAGAGAUUAAGAACACAUCCAAGCCUGCAGCGUUCAGGCACACAUCUGCACUCAGGAGAGGUUUGGAGUGGAGCGCACACCAAUUUUUUACUGGAUCCUGACUGAGUGUGUGUGUGUGUGUGUGUGUGUGUGUGUGUGUGUAUCUUCUCAGUCAGAAAUAGUCUCUGUUUGUCUCAGAUGAGGUUCACUAACCUGCUCUGGCUCAGAGUCUGCAGUCAUGGAGGCUAAAAUGCAGAAAUAAACUGCUGAGGGAUCAAUAGUCGAACAAAUGCCACCUCUCCUCUCAGUCAAUAACAGAAUUGAUCGCUGCACCUCCUCUCUUAAAAGCAGCCAAAGGAAUUGAAACUGUUGUCCUUUUUUCACUCUCGGUACUUUUGACGGUAAAAUCCCGUUUUCUCGCAGUUUUCCUGCAGAGCUGAAUCACAGACAUGCUGCAGGCCGCCGACACGAACAUACGCUGCAAGAUGUGCACAAACCUCAGCAGAGUGCAGGCAUUCACACACACCUCAGACACACACACACACACCUCAGACACACACGCAGCGUUUACACUCCUCUCUGCGGCCCCGGGGGGUCAAAUGAUUUCACAAAUGCUCACACUUAAUCCACCAGCCAGGCGACAAAGCUCAGACAAGUGUGUGUGUGUGUGUGUGUGUGUGUCUGAGGUGUUUGUUGGUAACGAUGGUUCUCAUUCAGGGCGUGUGGCGUGGUUCUGAACGGCUCACAUUAAGCGGACCCUCACUGCUGCUGUUGGAGUCCAAACCCUCGAAGCUUCGCUCUGUUGAAUCUGUUUUAUUCACACUUUGUUUUAAAGGUUUUACUGAGCUAUUAAAACUCUGACACUUCUUAUUUUUGUCCUCAUAAAAUCAGCCUGAUGAGGACAUUAAAAGCUCAUCUCCACACUGAAAUCACAUCUUUAAUUCUGCGGAUAACAAAGCUCUGCUCUCUCAGAGAAAGGCUCCAACACUCAGAUUUAUGAGGGACGAUAAUCUUUCAGGUUUAUCAGGAAGAGUCGAACCCUCUCCGAAACAUAGAAAGUGCCGAGCUGGCGUAAAUGCAGAGUUAUUUUAGUGACGGAGGUUUUGGAAACUGGGCCGCUGCUCCUUUCUGUUACAUAAUCGAUUCAGAAACAAACUUGGAUUAAAUCUCUGCUUUACAAUGAUUCGGAGCAGGAGGAUUAUCAGGAUGCUUUGGGGGGUUUCUGCAUGUUUUUCUAAGAUUAAAAUACACGACAAAAUUACUGUAAUGUUUUGUAAUAGUCCAGACCCAGAGGCCUGCUCUAUUAUUUAGACACACUCCAGUAUCCCAGUAUCAGAUCUCUUAUUCAGCCUGGAGGUGCUGAGACCUGGAACGAGUCAGAGAUCCAGUUCAAAGACAGAUAUAAAUGUAAGCAUGGAAGCAUCUAGAAUUUCCAGUUCUUUGUUGAAAGGACAACUGGACUUACAGGCGAAAUGUCUCAAGUAAGUCCAGUUGUCCUUUCCAUGCGGUGAUUCCCACUCCAGAAUCCUGUCUGUUUUUAACGCCCUAAAGAUCAGGACCAUCUAGUCCAACCAUUUCAAGUUCUUUUAAAUCCACGUUUUCACUGCCUCCAUCCACCCUGAUAGACCUCAGAUAGAUCAAAAACUGAAGCACACUUUCAAGAUCUCCUGAUUGAUCACGAGUCUGAUUCAUGACUGAGCAGAGAAGCUCCAGGACAGGUUCAAACAUAUAUAUACAUAUACAUAUAAAUAUAUAUACAUAUAAAUAUAUAUAUAUAUAUAUAUAUAUAUAUAUACGAAUGCUAGAUGGCUUACGCACACUGUUAACCAAUGGAGACCAACGUCCGCGCAUGUCGGCCAUCUUGCUUCAGUCAGCUCGUCCACUCCUAACAUUCCAGUCUACGGUGCAUGGAACACUUAAAUAACCAAUAGUUGGGUCAAACAUGUACAGCGCACACACACACACACACACACACACACACACACACACACACACACACACACACACACACACACACACACACACACACACACACACACACACACAUUAAAGUUCAUCAACAGCAGUUUAAAAUUGCAACACUUGAACAUUCUGUCAUUGAUCUGUCGUUCUGUCAUUGAUCUGUCGUUCUGUCAUUGAUCUGUCGUUCUGUCAUUGAUCUGUCGUUCUGGUCGUUCUGUCAUUGAUGUGUCGUUCUGUCAUUGAUGUGUCGUUCUGUCAUUGAUCUGUCGUUCUGGUCGUUCUGUCAUUGAUCUGUCGUUCUGUCAUUGAUCUGUCGUUCUGGUCGUUCUGUCAUUGAUGUGUCGUUCUGUCAUUGAUGUGUCGUUCUGUCAUUGAUGUGUCGUUCUGUCAUUGAUCUGUCGUUCUGUCAUUGAUCUGUCGUUCUGUCAUUGAUCUGUCGUUCUGUCAUUGAUGUGUCGUUCUGUCAUUGAUGUGUCGUUCUGUCAUUGAUGUGUCGUUCUGUCAUUGAUCUGUCGUUCUGUCAUUGAUGUGUCGUUCUGUCAUUGAUGUGUCGUUCUGUCAUUGAUCUGUCGUUCUGUCAUUGAUCUGUCGUUCUGUCAUUGAUGUGUCGUUCUGUCAUUGAUCUGUCGUUCUGGUCGUUCUGUCAUUGAUGUGUCAUUCUUUUCUUUCAUUGAUCUGUCGUUCUGUCAUUGAUCUGUCGUUCUGUCAUUGAUCUGUCGUUCUGUUAUUGAUCUGUCGUUCUUUCAACAUUCUCUCUCUCUCCUUUAUGCCCCCCCGACCCCCCAGUCUUGGUGUCCGAUUUUUUGCCCAUCAGUGUGAAGGACACAUGAGCCUUGAAGGAAGGACAGAGAGACAGAUGGAUGAGAGAUGGAGAUGGACAUGCUGACUUUCACUCCUCCUCCCUCCUUCUUCUCCUCCUCGUCUCCUCAGUUUGAGGAGGUGUGCUCACAUUAGAUUAACCCACCCCCUCCUCUCUUAUCAGAAUGAAUCGGAGGCUCUUCAUUAGAGGGUUAUGAGAUUAAACGUGUUUUUCUGCAGACUUGGUCUCACUUGGGCUUUGAAACACGCCGUUCUUCAGGACGACUCCUCGACAUGUGAUCGGACCUUUGGCAUCUCUAUCUGACAGAAGCGGUCUUUGUCCAACCUCCAGCUCAGCUGUCCACCUGUGUCCUCUGACCUUUGUUCCUGACUCACACACCUGCUCCCCUCAUGUCUCAUCCUCUGACGCCUCCGUCUUCAGCCCUGAGGACUGAGUUUGACGUAGAGUCGGUUUUUAUGUCUGUUUGGGAUUUUUGCUUCUCGGCGCCUCAUUGAGACGUGGAGCUGUUCUUAUGUUUAAGUCAGCUGUCAUGUUUCUAAAGGUCGAAGGACUUCUGGGUAAUUUUUAUCAUUAGAUGUAAGAGUAAAAAUUAAAAUCUGAAACUCUCAUAUUUACAUGAUUCAUGGUAAUUUCUCAUCAGGAAGCAGAACAAUCCGAUGUUUACGUAACCCGAUGGUCAGGAUGAACUCUGACUUUAUUAUCUAUUCAUGUGUUCAGGAGAUUUAUUUCCUGUUGAGCAGGAAUCAUAUAGAAAAUAUUUGUGCCAGAAAGCCUCUCAAGUAUAAUUAGGUAUCUUUCACUGCUCUUCCAACGCACCGAGCAAUCUCACACACACACACACACACACACACACACACACACACACACACACACUGAUCAGUGUAGGCUCAUAUCAAGCUAAUUAAGAGAUGUUUGCGUGCAAAGAUACAGAUGGAGAGGUCAUGACUCUCUCAUGCUCAAGAAAUCAGUUUUCUGAAAUUAGAAACUCGAGAGCGGCGAAACAGAAGAGACAUAAGAAGCUGGCGGUAAAGAACUGGCGUUCAGACUCGCUAGAUUACUCACUGGAUUUGACGACGCCAAUGCAAAGACUUUCAAAGACUUUCAAAGACUUCAAAGCUGAGAGUCAAACCUGGUGUGGGUUUAUGAGGCAGAGCUUUCACAGCUGAAUAUUUAAUGUAAUCAUCAUGUAAUCCAGGUGGGAGUGAGGUGAACCGAACUCUUGACUCAUCAGAACUCUGAGCCCACUGAUCAGUGUAAACAUGAACCUCCAGGGUGGGAUAACAAAGACUGAACGCUGCACUUCCUCAAGUGUCCACUUGAGGCUGUCUCUUAAUACCAGGUGACCCCAUCAGAGCCCUAAUUCAGGGAUCAGUUUUUUUAAAUGAGCGGUUCAGGUCUCUAUCGUCUCUAACUCAUCCAUCUGAUCAUCUUCAGACUUACGCACAGAUGGACCAGUAUCUUCUCUAAAGACAGGCGUGCUGGGCUAAAGCGUCAGCUCCACCUCUGUGUCUGUGUCUGGAUGAACAGAGAGUUCAUUAACGUCAUCAUCUCCAAUCUUUUCUGGGCGUCAACAACCAGAGGAACAACAGCUGGUGAUCAGAGAAAUAACAGAGGCACAAGUAUACUGGAGCAUACUGGAGUUCUUUUGGACUGAUCACCUUUCCCAGUUCUGUUUCCCCCUCGAAUGAUUUCUGAUUUCCUUUCCCUGUAAUUAUAAACCGCGCUGUGAGAAGGAGGCAGAAGUAUUCAGGGGACUCCUGUGUGAGGUCUGCUGGGGUGGGCUGUGAGUGAAGUUUACAGAUAAAGAUGGAAACACCGAGGACAUACAGAUCCGCUCUAAACUGGAGACUGGGACGGGCCAAUCACAGCCCACCAGGAGACAGCUGUCGAGUGUGUGAGGAAUAAAUACCUGGAUAUUCUGACGGAGCAGUUUGGGUUAUAAAUACAUGAUAGUAGAGUUUGGGUUAUAUUUAUAUCUGGAUAUCCUGAGUCGUGCAGUCAGUCAUUGGUGUUUACUGAUUUAUCUGUUAUUGGUUCAUCUUUGUUGUUGUUCAUGUUAUUAGGGGGGAAAAAAAUCUGAUUAUUGAUUAAUCGGCCGAUUUAUAAAACUUUUUAUGAAGUUAGAAAAAAUAUAUAUAUAUGUACUGUAGAUUUACUGUAGGCUACUGCUUUAAGCGCCGACAGGAAGACCAACUGAUCAAACUCGGACCAGAAAAGCGUUUUCGACUACUACCCCCUGCCGCCGCUGAUCGGUUCCUCCGUCUUCACUCCCGUUCCUCAUUUCCGGUCCGGUCUGAUCUGCAGACAUGCAGCUGCCUCAGUCAGAGAAGUAUCUCGAUCACUAAUGUGUACUGUUGUUUAUUCUACCGUUACUGACACGGCUAACAGUGUAGCAAGGCUAAUAGCAGGUGGCUAACUCUAACUUUAGCUUCAUAUCCCAUGGUGCUUCAGCGUUAAGUGGGCGUGACCGAGACCAGCACAGCGGGGAACAUGGUGAAGUGGGUUGAACUGAAACUUGUUGACUUAUUGCUGUGAGGUAGUUAGUGGAUGGGGAUUGUCAUGAGGUCGCUGCGCCAUCUACAGGAUAAGUCGGGGAACUUUUCAAAUGGAGGAACAUUUUCAAAGUGAAACUGAAUCUUAUUCUCCGCAUUUUAUUUCUGAAAAUAUCGGCGAAAAUCUGCGAGUUUUGGCCGAUUACCGAUUGAUCUCCAACAGGCUAAAAUUGUCCGGGCCCCUCGUUAAAUGUGUUAUGUACUUAAGUGCCUGUUUUAAUCAGUAUGAGCUUAAUUAAGUCUGGUUUCUGUAUCCUAAAAUGAACAUUUGAUGCAUAAUUACUGCUGUGAGAGUUAAGUUUCCCGUUCUGUCACUCUGUCCACUUCAGUCGUCUUGGACAGAGAAGUCCGGCCUGCAGAGAGCUGUUUGAAAUUCAGGGACGUGUAGAAAUGCAAAGACACAGGCGCCCACACUCCUGGGAUUCUGUAACUCAUUUGUGUAAUCCGCCCAUGGACCCGGGAGAAGGUGUUGAAGCUGGAAAACGCUGACUGCUCGGUGCCAUGAGUAAGGCUUGUGUUUAAUGCGAGUGAACAGAGGAGAAAGCGUCUGAUUCAUUUCCAGCCCUCUCAUUGUGUCAGCAGCUGCUUCGCUUUGAUGGGACUAUGAGUGGGAGAGAGAGAGAGAGAGAGAGAGGAGCACAGAUACAGUGAACAUAUGCACCAGCAGAUAAAUAAGAUGAAAGCAUAUUAACACCUUUGGUAAUUAGUUACAGGUGUCCACUCUGGAAAAUGUUUGUAAUAAAAACAGCAAAACCUGCUCCGAGCUCCUUCAGGACCUCUGAGUCUGAGUGAGCGUCCAACUGAAGACUUUAGAGGUGGAAACAUGCUGGAGGAGGAUUCAAAAUUCAUGUGGACGAGGUCAGGAACAUCUCAGUCUGAUGAAGACACUCUGAGAGCAGAGACAGGACACCAUGUCCAUUUAUAAUUGAGAACACCUCAGAGACCGGAGAGAGAAAAAAAAACACUUUUACUAAACAAGAAGAAACACAUGAAGUCUGUGUUUGAAAUUAUGACUCAAUCAUUUCAGGCUUUUGUCUCCGUUUACUGACCUUCAUUUAACGGUUUGAAGAGAACGAGACUUUAUUUAGACUUUUAGUACGAGCAGAAGAAGAAGAAGAAGAGGCUGCAGGACAGUCUGGGGUCUACAGUUAAAGGAGACAGACUUAUUCACUCCAGAUUCGUUUACUCAAGACUCGUUUAAUCCAGAUUCGUUCACUCCAGAUUCUAUCACUCCUGAUUUAUUCAGUCCAGAUUCAAUCACUUAAGAUUCUUUCACUCCGGAUUUAUUUACUUCAGAUUCAUUUAGUACAGAUUUGUUAACCCCAAACUCGUUCAAUCCAGAUUCGUUACUCCAGAUUCAUUCGCUCUACAUUCGUUCACUCUUGAUUCUAUCCCUUUAAGAUUCAUUUACUCUAGAUUCAUUAACUCCAGAUUCUAUCACUCUAGAUUGUUUCACUCUGGAUUUAUUCACUCCACAUUCGUUUACUCCAGAUUCUAUCAUUCUAGAUUCAUUCACUCCAGAUUAGUUCACUCUAGAUUCAUUAACUCUAGAUUCUUCUACUCCAGGUUCAUUCAGCCUCUGACUGAACCCCAUCACUGUCUGCUUUCACACUGAUAGAAAGUCCGACUCAGCUCGCUGGUGUUACUUUUUACACAGCUCAGUUCUGAAUUUGUAGAAAAUGACUGAGGCUUGUCCUGGUCUUCAAAGACCUGCAGGGAAACAGACCCUCAGCUUCAGGAUGGGCGUGUCCUGCAUCGUUGCCCUUGAUUGGACGACAGAACGUGACAUCAUGUUCAGGCCAAAUCUCAUGAAGUUCUCCAGAUGAGCUUCUCAGAGAAACUAGAACACGUCCUUGGAUAAAGUCCUUGAUUUUUGUAGAAACUUUGCUGUGAUGAAGAUCCGUCACUGUAACAAACAGUUGAACAGGAAUCAGUGGACUGAGUCUGUAUGAAGCUCUGAACGCAGCUCUGCACAGGCAGAACUUUUAAUGAUCUUAUUCUUGGAGCGCCAUCAUUUGGGUAAAAAUGAAAGAUGGUUGAAGACGAUGUGGAUAAGAUUUACAGAGCUGACCUCUAUAAGAGCAGGAGUUAAAAAAAGUCCAGAGUGGCACAGAGAUAUUUUCUCUCCAGCGUGAUGUUCUGGGUUAAUUCAGGCUGCUUCAGAGCAGAUUACUCAGCUUUAGCCAGAAACCGCCGCCUCGACACGAAAGGUCAGAGGGUUCGCCCAAAAUAUUAGAAUUCAUCCCUCAGGGAGCAGGAACAUCCGCAGAACAUUUAACGGAAAUCUGGACAUAAGUUUCUGACAUCGUGUGAAGAAAAGCUGACAAUUUGACCCAAAGGAGUCCCCGGAGGAGAACUGGAGGAGUUUCCAAAAUGGUCAUGGUUCAAGCUCGAAGACAGAUUUAGGCGAAGUUCAGCUGACAGCGAUACUGACUUUGGGCUGAAAGAGAGAAUCUGCUUUGACCUCAGCUACGAUGUGACUGCAACACAAUGUGAGGACGAGGCAUGGAGAUAAAAUCCAGAUUUACAAGGAGAGUCAGAUUCCUGUCAAACACGGAGACGACAAACAUGCAGGCCUCAGAUGGGCUCAAGAUCUUAUCAUGAGGGAUUAUUGUGAAGCUGGUUCUGCAGAGAUCCAACACCGGAGAGACUUUUCAAUGAGAACUGUUUUUUUUUUAUUGUGCUUUUUUUAGUCCUGAUGUGUUUUUGGAGUAAGAGCUCUCAGGGGAGACACUCCUCAUCUGUGUGUGUGUGUGUGUGUGUGUGUGUUAGCUUAACGUCUGCAUGCAAAUCAUGCUCUCACUGGGAACAGGUUUAGCUUGUGUGUGCUCGGGCGCGUGCACGUGUGUUGUCAUGGUGCGUGUCUCCUAACAUGCAUGAAGAAGCUUCCUGUUCCUGCUCAUGAUCAGGUCUAAUGCAGCGUCUCCUCUCCAUUGAGGUUGUGACGGAGGAGAAGGAUCAGCUCAGUAUUACUGCAGGAAAUGAGAUGUCACGCUCGGCUCAGUGCGGGGCGACGGGGCCGGGCUCUCCAGAACCGAUUCAGACUGAGGGGGUUUGUGGAAGUGUUAGGGUGAGGGUGGAAGAAGAGGAGGGAGAGAGAGGAAGAGAGAGGAAAGCGGUCAGGUGUGAGUUUACGUUCCUCAGACAGUUAUAUGGAGGAACUGUUCAUAGAUGUUCUGAGGUGAGCUGUGACAGGUGUCAAAACCCCCAGAGUAGAGGAGUAGCGUUGGUCUCAUCUUUAGAAAAAGUAGCGCGUCCAUCAUGUCGGACAAAAACAACGCUGUACGAUGCUCCAUCUUCUUGUUUCUCCAAAAUGCCCAGCAGCAGUUGUAGACACUUCUGACGUCUGACACCGACCUGCUGUUGUUGUUGACGGUUGUAUGGGGUCGGAAACAGCGCCGCUGAAAAGACCCAUAUCGCCCCCUAGUGUUGAGGAGGAGGACACGUUUUGAUUUUCUCAGCUGCAUGUAAACGAGGACGAGGAGAGAAGUCGGAUUCAGAGAAAAAGACGAAUUCUGAGUUUAGUCGGAUUAAACUGAGACUGUAAACAAUCUGAGUGAGACAAGCACCUUCUCAUGAUCCUGAAGCUGUCACCUCCUAACCCCUGAUAGAUCUGCAGCACUUCCUGUUUUAUGGCCGAUGUUAACGACAGUUUUUCUGCUUCAGAGAGAAGAAGAGAAAUGAAGACAGACAGACAGACAGACGGACAGACAGAUCUUUCUGCUCGUCCCAGUUUUGUUUCUCGUUCCUUCAAAGCUUGUAUGCAGAGAAACUCAGUUGUCUUCUCUCUCUCUCCUUCACUCUCUCUCUCUCUCCGUCUGACUGGAGUCUCAGCUCUCCCACACAUCUCCGCUCACGCUCUCCAACCCUGCAGCCAAGUGAAGCUUUAUCAGCUCAGAUUUUUCUCUUCCUCUCCAGCACAAAUAUCGGUAACGCUUCAUUUCAACCACACUUGGCUGAUUGAGAAAUAUACAGAGGAUUUUUAUAUCAUAAACUCUACAUAUGUAUCUGUGUAAACACGGCUGUUACAUCAUUAGAUUAAGAGUCAAACACGGUGGUUCGAUCUGCAGCGAUUAAAAAAGUCUAAAAAGGAGACAACAGCAGUUUACUGUCAAUUUCUCAUCAGGUUAUAAAGAUGACAAACGUUGACGUUCGCUCGUCUGUGUGUGAAACAUCAGACUGAAUGUUUCCUCACUUUGCUCUCUCCUCUCGUUUGUGUCUCAGUUUUCCAGGCGGAGGUUUGUGGGACACUGAGGACGUCCUUCAGAUCCAAGAGGAACAAAUAACCGAUUAAGGUGACGGACUUUGAGAACAACUUCCCUUACCAAGAAAUCCCCGUUAAGGAUACAAGCAGAGCGCCGAGACGAGAGCGAGCGAGGAGCUGUUUUUGUUUGUGGAUAAAGAAAGAGGAGACGAGAGAGGAGGACGGAGGAGAGGAACCAGGUGAGAGACUUCUUCUUCUUCUUCUUCUUCUUCUUCUUCUUCUUCUUCUUCCUUCUCUGCUGGACGUUAGUUUGGGAUCACGGCUUCAUCUAAACAUUGAAGUGACUCUCAGGUGAUUUGACACACCUGUCUGAACACACACACACAAACACACACACACACACACACACACACACACACACGCCUGUAAUGAUCAAAUCACUGAACUAAAGAGCACAUCUGCUCUACAGCGGCUCCAAACGUUGUGCACAUGUGUGUGUAAUUGCACAUGUGUGUGUGUGUGUAUGUGUCAUGUAUGUAGCUCUCUCUGUGAAGCUCCUGCAGGCGCUGCAGUGAAAGCAUUAGUUAGCGUCUUCACAGGCUUUCAUUACGACGUCGUCUUCCUCGCUCUUAUUGCACUUAUUUAACUGGCAACACUGUCAUUAGUGCUGACAGAGCUCCACUUACCACAGCUAUUAUAUUCUGUUUGUGUGAGUGUGUGUGUGUGUGUGUGUGUGUGUGUGUGUGUGUGUAAGUGUGUGUGCCAGGCAGAGAUAAAGCUAAAGCAGUAAUCGUUGUAAUUAUUUCAUCUCUCUCUCUCUCUCUCUCUCUCUCUCUCUCUCUCUCUCUCUCUCUCUCCUGCUCUUUAAGGCUCGGCUCAGUUUGGUCACUUUGGUACACAUGAACCAUCUUUGUCAGGCGCACGCACGCACACACAUACAGACACAUAAAAAAAGAUGUCACAUAAAGUAGAGAGAGUUUAGUAAACCGGGAAAAUAAAGUGUGAUGGAGCAUCGUACUGCGUUGUUUUUGUCCGACAUGAUGGACGCGCUACUUUUUCUAAAGAGGAGACCAACGCUACUCCUCUUCUCCGGGGGUGUGGCGCACAUGCAUUUUCUGAUGAUACUCCGACUACGCUGGUUACACGGUACAGAAAAUCGAAUUCCAAUCACGUCUUAAUCGGAGUUCUCAAACUCUGAUCAGACUAAGGUGUUUACAUGAACUUCAGUUGUCCGGUCUUAAUCGGAAUAAGGCGAUAAUUCGGUUUUCUGGAGUGUCAUGGAAACGGACUGAGUGAGACUGUGAGUUUCAUCAACCAAAGCAGCAAAGAAGAAAACACCAAGUCUCUGAUUGGCUGUUGUUUGUCUCUGACCUUAAAGUCCUGACUGGUCUGAUCAGAACCGGACCUCCGCUCCUCACCUACAAACAGUCAGUCCAGUCUGGCCGACUGUUUCCAUCGAUCACAUAGAAUCAGGUACUGGUUCCUGUUGAAGAGUUUCACGUUAGUUUGUCGUCCUACAAAGAUGAGCAGCUGUAAAGUCGACAGAUAGAGGAUUAUUUACCACUGUAGUUUUCUGCUCGACUCGCUCUCGGCUCUGAAACGACUUUAUGUAAGAGUCGAUAUUUUCUGUUAUUCUCCUCUGAAGUUGGGAGUGGAGUUACGUUCUCACCGAUGACUUGAAAGCCAGUCUGAGAUUCACUCCUGUCAGGCCUCUUGUUCUUUCAAUCUCCCCGUCUGUUCUCAAACUUCCUACAUGAAAGUCCUCCUCUGUCUCUCUACCUCAGCCCUGAUGUCUGCUCGGAAAAAAACAAAAACCCGACUCAGACCCAGAAGAGAAGAAGUUUGCCUUCAGGGCUUUCUGCUACCUAGCUGAGCUUUAAAGUGUUGCUCAGCUCUUCUGGGAGAUCGUAGCAGCGAGUCAUUUGGGACAUGAAGUUAGAUUUAAACAGGCACCAUCCUUCCUCUGCUCUCCUCUCUUAUGUAAGGAUAAUUCACAGAGAGACAGUUAUUACAGGUCAAAGUGAACAGACUUUAAACGUCUGUCAGUGACCGAUCCCUAAUCAUCUAAUCAUGGAACUUAAAGGUGUUGUACUCAGGAUCUGAGGAGGUUCCAGUUUUUAGGAGAAAUCUUGAAUGUAAACUCUACCCCUCACAACCAGUUUUCCCCUCAGCUCCUCCUCUCCCCUUAAGCCCCGCCCACAAACAGACGCUCCUGCUCGCUCGUAUCGUUCCAGUUAAAUUCAGAUAUAAUGCAGAUAAAUCCUUCAGAUCAUUACAAAUGGGGCCCAGUCAAGGUGAAAGUCAAAAGCAUUGGUGCUACUGUAGAUGCCAACAGACUACCAGCAAACACAAUGUUUGCAGGACUUCUACAACGAGGAUAAAGUGACAUAGUCCAGGACCCGAGGGAGGACAGUUUAGCGAUGGCGCUACAACACGCUACAGCAGGUCCGUUUGACAAGAAACACUUCUGUUACAGACACUUGUCUUACUUUGUUAAAGCGGUUUACCUGUCCAGCAGAAAGGUUACAGGGUCACCAAGAUCCCCAAGCGUCCCCCAUCGUUUAUGUUGACCCGGCUUUUUAGCUCUUGUCCGGUCUACCUCCGUUUUAAGCGCCCGUUAUUCCUCCAGAGUCUCCGGUAUUUACUUUGUUUUCUUGCUUGUGUCGGCAGUCGUGGCCAAAGGAGGAUUCAGACAAUUUUCCGAACUUUCUGGUUGGUUUCUACUGUCCGAUAUUGUAGCACGCUAACUUUGUUUGAGCUCCUGAACGACACGGGGGGAGCAGCAUUUUCUUGUUGACAGUAUUCUUGUUGUCUGCUUUGGUGUGGACUGUUUAUGGUUGACUGUUUUCUUGUUGACUGUUUUUGGUUGACUGUUUUGGGGUUGACUGUUUUCUUGUUAACUGGUUUGGUGUUGACUGUUUUCUUGCUGGCUGUUUUCUUGUUGACUGUUUUGAUGUUGACUGUUUUGGGGUUGACUGUUUUCUUGUUGACUCAUUUUGGUUGACUGUUUUCUUGUUGACUUUUUUCUUGCUGGCUGUUUAUGGUUGACUGUUUUCUUGUUGACUGUUUUCUUGUUGACUGCUUUGAUGUUGACUGUUUUCUUGUUGACUGUUUUGGUGUUGACUGUUUUGGUGUUGACUGUUUUCUUGUUGACUGUUUUCUUGCUGACUGCUUAUGGUUGACUGUUUUCUUGUUGACUGUUUUCCUGUUGAUUGUUUUUGGUUGACUGUUUUGGGUUUGACUGUUCAUGGUUGACUGUUUUCUUGUUGACUGUUUUGGUGUUGACCGUUUUCCUGUUGACUGUUUUGGUGUUGACUGUUUUCUUGCUGACUGUUUAUGUUUGACUGUUUUCUUGCUUGUGUGGGCAGUCGUGGCCAAAGGAGGAUUCAGACAAUUUUCCGAACUUUCUGGUUGGUUUCUACUGUCCGAUAUUGUAGCACGCUAACUUUGUUUGGGCUCCUGAACGAGACGGGGAGCAGCGUCUUCAAAUGUUGAGGACAUGGACAUGACAAAACACGGCGAUAUCGUGAUAUUCCCAAAGGUCAUCAAUAACUAAUAACUAUUGACUGAUAUUAAACGGUGAUUUAAGUUCUAUUUAAACAUACUGUAAAAGCUCCAGUUAAAUCACAUCAGUCUUGAAUCUUCCUCUUCAGCUGUUGGAGUUGGAGGAGCGUUCAGCAGGAAGUGUGCGGCCAAAAUCAAAGACGCCAAACUCUGCCGCUGUACUCACAGAGGGCUUUUAGUGCCAGCGGUGUGAAUGCCAAUGAAGAGCAGACUGUUACAGCAGCAGCCUGAGGGAAACACACUCACACACACACACACACACACACACACACACACACACACACACACACACACACACACACACACACACACACACACUCUAACAGCAGCUGGAAACCAGUCCAAACGUGGAGCUGGAUCCAGGUUUGGAGGUCGACUCAGACUCUAAACGAGCGCAGAAGAAGAACAGGCGGGAGGCAGAGAAGAGGAUCAAGUUUAUUUGAUGCAUAAAGAUCACAGCGCUCACUGAUGCUCCGCCCACUCACUCCAGAAGAGACCAACAACCAAACACAUGCGUGUGCAGGUCAAGUUAAAGCCGCCAUCUUCGUUGUUUAAUAAAAACAGAAUAAUCCGACGUGUUUUUCUUCAAACACUCCGACCUUUAGUCUGAACCUCAGAUCUGACAGGCGCCUCGUUUCUCUCUCUGAGGUUUUCUGAUGUGAAGACGCUGCAGAGGUCAGCUUCUGUUCUGAUCGGCUUCAGUUUGACCUGAGAGAGUGAGGAGGUGAGAUGUCUCACUCCACUGUCAGUUAUUAUUGUUAUUUUACUCUGUUUCGCUGUUUCACACACACUUCUGUCUGCAAAGAUAGUGAGGAGGUGAGAUGUCUCACUCUUAGAGGAUUUUAAGGUCUAAACUCUCAGCUGUGCAUGCUUCAUAUUCAGCUGGUAGAGAUCAGAUUUCAGCUGAUUUGGAGGUUGUGACUCUCGUCUUCAUCCAGACUGACUCCUUAUCUUCAGAGGGAGGAACAGGAGCUGAUGAGAUCUGGGUCCAGGAGGAGUCCUGGAUGUGUGUCAGUCUGCUCUCAUACCAGUCCUCCCAUUGAACCAUCAGUCUGGAAAGUCCUGCUUUAAUCAUGAGCCUCCUCCUCCUCCUCCUCCUCCUCCUCCUCCUCCUCCUCCUCACCACAAACUCCAUCAGAACAAAUAAGAGUCUUUUCAGCUGUAAUGGGAUUAUUGAUUCGGUGGCAGCCCAGAACGGAGACUGUGUGUGUGUGUGUGUGUGUGUGUGUGUGUGUGUGUGUGUGUGUGUGUGUGUGUGUGUGUGUGUGUGUGUUGUUUGUUUAUGCUGCAGGACUGAAGUCUUAAAUUACCGUCUCCCUCAGAGUCGGAAGGUUUCACUGAUGAGUCCAGAACCUCUUUGGACUCAAGUCCAUCAGAACACAGUUUUUCCCCGUCAUCAUCAUCAUCAUCAUCAUCACCAUCAUCAUCAUCAUCAUCAUCAUCAUCAUCGUCAUCAUCAUCAUCAUCAUCAUCAUCGUCAUCGUCAUCAUCAUCGUCGUCGUCGUCAUCGUCAUCGUCAUCAUCGUCAUCGUCAUCGUCAUCGUCAUCAUCAUCAUCAUCAUCAUCAUCAUCGUCAUCAUCAUCAUCAUCAUCAUGCCGUAGAGACGUUGGGUUCUCCUUUACCACUAAUGUCCACCUCAUCCUGAACGUCUACCAAAAGGUCGUCUUCCUGUUGUUUCGUUGACAGCACACGCGCUCGCUCUCGCUCCUCCUCCUGGUUGGCUGUUUUUCUCACAUGCAGCUGGAGGUGGUUUACAUAACCGCUCUGACCGUCCUAAAGAGAGCGUAGUGAUCCAGUCUGAUGUGGAACAGUUCAGUCUCCAGCUGCUGGUCCGUCUUCAGUGAGUGAGCUGGUCUGGACCUGCACGGGUCCAGCUGAACACCUCUGUGGUUGAAGGUUAGAGCAGUAAAGGUUAAUACUUUGAUUUUAAACCAAUAAGAAACGACCACAGCUCGAUCCAGGACUCCAGCAUCAGGGGGGUUUGCGUCGGUGUUUGUCUGCUGGUGUGAGUUGGACAGAUCCUGCUGGGGGGUCUCAGACGGGAACAGAUUGCUUUGCUUGAACCGCUGGCCUAGUUUGACCCUCGUCUCAUGUUAACAUGAGCGUCACAUGACUGCGGGCUGAGAGAGAGAGAGAGAGAGAGAGCGAGAGAGAGAGCGAGCUGUCUUUAUGUUGGAGGACGAGUGAAGAUCAAACCUAUCCUGAAAUAAACUCUUUCAUUUCCACGUGCAGACCUCCGCUCAGCUGAAGAAGAAACUCAAACACUCUCACAUCUGUUCGUCUGUCACCUGGAUCUCUGCAGCUCUCCGUCACAUGACUUCUUAUUCAUCACGAUUAUUUUCACUCCUCUCCGUCUGUCUGUGAAGACAUGUCCGGGUUUUCUUCUGCUCUAAAAUACCCUCUGUAAUUCUUCUACCUCGGUUCUGGUCCUGCUGUCUUCCUCCCCCCUGCUGCGUCCCUCCUCUCCUCCCCCCUCAUCUGCUGUUUCUGCAACCGUCCCUCCGCCAGCGUUUGCUAAUCCUGCUCACAUGACCUGACAUCAGCGCUCAUCUCUCCUUUAAAAAAACACAUUUGAAUCAUCACUGAGAACUCUGACUGAGUCCAGAUCCAGAGAGGAGGAGGUGAAAAAGAAACACAGAAGGGAUCAGACAUGAUACUGAUGCUGAGAGAGGAGCCUCCAGCUGAUGAGGAUGAUGAGGAUGAUGAGGAUGAGGAUGAUGAUGAUGAUGAUGAUGAUGAUGAGGGUGCUUAUGAUUACGAUGAUGAUGAUGAUGAUGAUGAUGAUUACGAUGAUGAUGAGAAUGAUGAUGAUGAUGAUGAUGAUGAUGAUGAUGAUGAUGACGAUCACCAUGACAAUAAUGAUGAUGAGGGUAAUUAUGAUUACAAUGAUGAGAAUGAAGAUGGUGAUAACGAUGAUGAUAAAAAGGAAGAUGAUGAUGAUGACAAUAAUGAUAAUGACGAUGACAAUGACAAUUAUGACGAUGAUGAUGAUAAUGAUGAUGUUGAUGAUGAGGAUGAGGAUGAUGAGGAUUUCAAUGAAAAUGAUGAGGAUAAAUAGGAAGAUGAUGAUGAUGAUGAUGAUGGGGAUAAUGAUGAUGACGAUGAUGAUGAUGACGAUGAUGAUGAUGAACAAGAUGAUGGGGAUGAGGAUGAUGAUGAUGAUGAUUAUAAUUAUGAUGAUGAAGAAUAAUGAUGACAAUGACAAUGAUUAUGAGGAUGAUAGUGAUGAAAAUGAUGAGGAGAAAUAGGAAGAUGAUGAUGAUGAUGAUGAUAUUGAUGAUGACGAUAAUGAUAAGAAGGAUGAUGAUGAUGAUGAGGAUGAUGAUGAUGAUGAUGAUGAAGAUGAUGAUGAGGAUGAUGAUGACAAUGACAAAGAUAAUGAGGAUGACAGUGAUGAAAAUGAUGAGGAUAAAUAGGAAGAUGAUGAUGAUGAUGAUGAUAUUGAUGAUAAUGAUGAUGAUGAUGAAGAUUAGGAUGAUGAUGAUGAUGAUGAUGAUGAUGAUAAUUGAAAUACGUUAAAUUAACGUCAGUACAGAGAUGAUGGACAUGUGAACGUCAUGUGACAGUGAAUCAGAGCGUCAUUCAGAGAGUUAGUGACCUCUGAGUUUGGCAGCAUUUCAGACUCUGACCGAACGACAGAGAAGAGAGAGAGAGAGAGAGAGAGAGAGAGAGAGAGAGAGAGAGAGAGUCUUUAUGAGGCCGUGUGAGGAGUUGACAUGAGGACAGAGACAUCUAGCAUGUAUAGAUCUGUGCACACCUGAGGAUGAGCGUUGUUAUAGUUCAUGGUUCAUAGUUUUGAUGAAUCCUCGCUCCUGUGGUCACUGACAUUUCCUCCUCUCCAUGAAUCAUCGUGUUCUCCUAAAGCAGCGUGGACAGAGUUACUCAGCUGAGUACGACACAGAGCAGCUGAGGAGGGUUCAGACAUCAGGUAACGACACACAAACAAACCAACACACAAACGAACGAACGAACCAACAGAGAGGUGAUCUGAUCCUAAAACAGCCUCAUCUCCCUGAAACCACAUCAGUUUAAAUCAGUCCAGAAAACGCCCUCCAGCCUCAUGAUGGUCGAAUCUACGCUCAACAACUCGGAGCCUCAGGGAUCCCCUCAGGACCCCCCUAAAGUGGACUUUGUUCCUGGACUCCUCCCUCAGCUGUUUUCAGCUCGUGUGUCUCUGUCAGGAUUUAUCGACGUCUCUGUUACUUCAGCCCCUCAUGUGAUCAUCCUCAUGUGCACGGGUGAAUUCAGGAGCGCAGAACAGACGCUACACACAGAUGCAUGUACACACAGAGACAGAGCCCAGAGACACACACACACACACACACACACACACACACACACACACACACACACACACACACACACACACACACACACACACACACUGAUUAUCAGGUCGGUGUGUUUGUGGAACCAGCAGAGACAGAGAAGAACCAAGAACGUGUAAAUAUACCGAAAACUACAGAGUCGGUCUGACAUGAACUUCAAAUACAAGACAACUUCAUCAAACUGACAAUGUAACACACACACACACACACACACACACACACACACAAACACACACACACACACACACUGCCCUAAAUUAGAGAGGAGAGGUUACAUAAGAGGAGAGGAAGGAGAAACGUUACGAUCUGAAAGGAAGAGCACGUCAGAGAAGAAGAAGAAGAAGAAGAAGAAGAAGAAGACAUGAGGAGACCUGAUUGUUCUGGCAGCAGCAGCUCAGAUCAUGACGUAGAAAAUGAGGAACAUCUAAGAUGGACUGAGACGCAGCAGAUAUGAGAGAAAAGAGAGCAUGAGUUCAUCCUAAUCCAUCAUCCUAAUCCACGACGACAUUCACAUCAGAUCUGAACAACAGAGGAAAAUAUAUCGGAAACAUGGAGGAACGAAAACCAGAGAGAGAGAGAGAGAGAGAGAGAGAGGACGUCCGAGAUUCAAGAUCUACAGGAGAAAUGAUUUCUUCAGAUACAGCUGCAGGUCUGUCUCUGAUUCAGUUUGGAUUUAUGCUCAUGGUUUACUCAGAGAGAGAGAGAGAGAGAGAGAGAGAGAGAGAGAGAGAGAGAGAGACAUCCCCCAUAUGCAGUGAGCCGUACGUGUUGCAUAAGCUGACCUAUCUCUUCUGUAAUCAGAUCAGUAUUCCAACAAAAACCUAAUCCAGAAGAACCGCUGAGAGAGACAGAGAGACUGAGAGAGGGAGGAACACAGAGGAGCAGAACCAGAGGAAGAACCAUCCAGAUCCAGGUUUGGACUCAUCUGCACGGUUAGAGGUUCCUGGAUCCACAGGAGCUGAAAGAUCUCAGAAGAAGGAGGGUGAAUAUGAGAGGAUGAAGGUUCAUGUUGAAGCUCUGCUCACACAGCAGCUCCGUCUGCUCCAACACCAUCUUCACUCCACCUGGACACUCAGGAGCCUCCCAGUGUGAUCAUGAUCAGGACCAGAGAUGACCUGCUCUGCAGAUCCAUGUUAAGCUCAGUCCAUGUUUUAACGUGAGCAUUGAUUGGCUGAUUAAUCGGCCAAUCAGUGCCUCCACGUCUUAACUCGUACUGAGUGAUGAAAGGUGGAAACUCUUCACCGGUGGAUCAGGAAGCUGCACACCGACUGUCGACUGUAAAAUCAUGUCUGACAGUUUUUGACCAAUCAUAGUCUGAGCAGCUGAAGGUCACGCCCUCUCCUUCCUCCUGAUGUGAGUUUGAUAACCUGAACCUCCAUGAUGUCCUCAUGAACAUCAGACCGAAGAGUGUUUUUGACCACGACAUCUUUGACCCGAUAAGAGUUCGACCCUGAGAGCCAAUCAGAAGUCUGAUUUCUGAACCCCAGUCUAUCCUCAUGUAUUCAUAAUUCUGACUCCAUGAAUCAAACCCAGAAAUCUGUGACACGAGAAACUCUCUGAACUUUAAUGAACGUCUGCAGGAGAGGAUGACUCCUGAUAUUUACUCAAUCUUAAAUAAAACACCCGUGGCAGCAGCGCCGCCGCCACCGCCACUGUUCUGAUGCGCUCAGUAAACAAACAAGCAGAGUACACACACCAGACUCACAUAGGCUGACAGGGGCGCCGUGAUGAACCCAGCCCGCCACUGCCGCCACCACCACGCUCUGUGAGCCCCGUUGGUCCCGCCGUCACUCUCAGCUGAAGCUCUUCAGUCAAACGUGUCGUUAAAAAGUUUGAGUUUAGGUGUUUUAAGAAAAGUUCAACCUCGUACUGGAUCAGAGUUAGUGAAGAAGUGAGUCUGAUGAGGUCUCAAUUAAAGAGCUGACACACACACACACACACACACACACACACACACACACACACACGUGUUGCAGAGGCGAAAAGUGGAGCACUAAAUGAGGCGCUGCGUGUCGUCUGAGACCUAGCCUCGUGUUAUUUUAGAUCGGGAAGCGUGUCACGGUGAGACGAGGAUCUAGGUAGCCCAGAAUGAGAGCGACUGUUCAGGUUUACAGUAAACUAGAGAGAAGACCUGAAGGUCGUCUCAAAGUCACAGCAACAGUUAGAGCAGAGGAACAAACUUGGAUCAGCUCUGAAGCUGAAAACAUCCAGGAUCCUUACUGAGCGUGAUGUAAAUCAUAGAUGCUGCAUCCUCAGAUUUAAAGAGUAGAGGGUCCAUAAACCCCAAAUCCCACCUUCAUCCUGAUCGUCUCCUAAAAGGUCGUAUCCUCCGAUCGUCGCUGAUCGUAACCAUUCAAGUUAACGUGUCAAUUUACACCGACUUCUUUCCGUUCCUCUGCGGAUCGCCGGACUCCUCAGCUGAUUUUAGACGUCAUUUCACCCCGAUGACACCAUGGAUGAGGAGAUGCUGAUUCUAGAAGUCUAGAAGUAGAUUUCCUCCUCUGGAAGGACACAAUCUACUGCUUAUAUGUCUAUGUGUCUGUCUUUAUAGAGACAACUCGUUAUCGUGUGAUUGAACGUGAAUCUGCAGGUUCUUCUGAGUCCUCACGAUUACCGCUGUCUGGAAUCAGCCAUGAUAUUUGCCUCACAAACAGAUCUGGUAGGAACUGGUGUACGGUGAAAAUCACCGCCGUUCUGGAUGCAGUGAAAAUCCCGGGUUAGCAGGUCAAAGUCCUGUUGGGGUCCACAUGGAUCAGGGAUCGACCAUCAGAUUGUUCUGUUCCUGAUAAAUCCAGAACCAGGAAGGAUUUCUCAUCGACACCGACUGAUACAGUCAGGAGUUCAUAUACGGUGUUUUAUUUUGAAAUACUGGAUGACGUGCACUUUUCUUUCUCUCUCUCAGUUACCUGUCGCUCCAUAAACCACAUCAGUCCUCCACACCCUCAUAUAUGUUAAAUCAGAGACCACCUUGAUUUAAUCCAUGGAUAAAUUAAACCCUCCUCCUCUUCCUCAUGAUGAUGAUGAUGGCGUGUUGUUGUCGGAUCAUGGCGUUCACAUCCGUGUCUCUGUGUCGUGUGUUUCUAAACCCUGUGAGCUCCACUGCCUUCCACUGAAGCUAAUUAGUUUAAUGCAUCAUUAGCAUCAUUAGCAUCAUUAGCAUCAUUAGCAUCGCCCUCAGUUCACCAUUUCAGGAGAUUCAUGGUGAAAAGAUUGAGCUGGGAGCGCCGCGCCGCGUGGCUGCCAUCGUAACGAGGACAGAGCUGAUUGGCUGCACAGAUACAUGAGCGUGUCUGUGGUUGGCUGAUAGACUGACGGCUCUGAGCGUUGCUUCCUGACUUCUUGUGAGCUCGUGGAUGUUUGUUUCAGUCUCAUUAUUCAGUCUUUAUUCUGCCUUAAACAACAACACGCUCCGUUUCUUUUCAGUCUCUCUAAAUUUAGCCUCAGAGAGAAACGGGGAGCGGAGCGGGGUCAGCAGAUGACUGAGCUCCUCUCCUUUGGAGUAAUCGUACCUGCUGUCUGCUCCUCUUUGUUCCCGCUGAAGUUGAAAAACGGUCUGCACACAUUUCUCCGACUGGUAAUAAUUACUGUGAGCUUUUCUAAAAGUAGGAUUUGUGAAGCCGAGGCACGCUUGGCGAACAAAACGCUGAAAAUGUGUCAGUGAUCAUUACAGUGUAAGAAAGCUUUGUUCUCCACAGAGCCGUCUUUGUUCUCCUGGAUCCGUACCAUCACAGGCCAUAUGCUGAUAUGUCUGCAUAUACGGAUCUUUAACGCCAAGAAACACCGACGCCCACGCACCGAGGUACAGGAGCUAAAAUAGACUGAUGGAGGAGAGAAGAAGAAGAUGUUCAGGUUCGAUUCAGAGCGAGGACUGAAGGUCAGGAGAUCCUCCUAAAGACCGGACUGUUUCAGGGUCUGAGGGUUUGACUGGUUUAGAAGAUUUACAGGUCGGAGGGGCGGUCCUGCCUCAAGUGGAGGAGUUCAAGUAUCUCAGGAUCUUGUUCAUGAGUGAGGGUAGGAUCGGAGCGGCGUCAGCAGUGAUGCGGACGCUUAACCGAGACUCUGGAUUUACCGGUCGAUCUACGUGCCGAUCCUCACCUAUGGUCAUGAACUUUGGGUAAUGACAGAGAGAACAAGAUCGCAGAUACAAGCGGCUGAAAUGGGUUUCCUCCUCAGGGUGUCCGGGCUCAGCCUUAGAGAUAGGGGAAGGAGCUCGGACACUCGGGAGGCGCUCAGAGGAGAACCGCUGCUCCUCCACGUGGAGAGGAGUCAGCUGAGGUGGACUUCUGGACGCCUCCCGUUAGAGGUGUUCUAGACAUGUCCCACCGGGAGGAGACCUCGUGGCCGGCCCAGGACCAGGUGGAGGGAUUAGAUCUCUCGCCUGGUCUGGGAGCGCCUGGGAAUCCCCCCAAAGGAGGAGCUGGUGGAGCUGCUGCCCCCGCAACCCGGACCCGGAUGAAGCGUAAGAAAACGACGACGACGGCGAAAAGAUUUCACCUUAAAAUAACAGAAAUAAUCAGAUCACUGCAGUCGGCCAAUCAGCAGCUCUGACACUGAUUUCCUUCUUUACUGAAACGUUUUAACAGUAAAUUACUGUUUUUAUUUUAUGGGUUUGUUGUUUUAGCACCAGAACACUUAAACCCAGUUCUGGUUCUGACUGUGAAAAUGUUUUUAUAGUUCUUACAGUUUGAGGUUUAAGGACGUUUAUUUUAGAGUAUUUUGACAGUAAAAAGCUGUAAUUUUCUUCUCUAAUUAAAGUUUAUUUGCGACUUCUGUCAAAGCUGUAAGUUUACGACCUGUUCACUUUUACGACCUUCUCUUAUCGUCACGCUGAACUUGUUCCAGAAACACCGACGUCGACGUGAAAAAACGAAUUUAGCCAAAAGAGGAAACUCAGACGCUGACAGUGACAGUUUCUCCGUCGAUGGCUCGUCUGUAAAAUCGGACCUCCUGCUGUGACUUCCUGAAGAGCGUGAGAAAGAGAAGAAAGAUGAGGCAGACAUGAUUAUUGGAGCAGAGGUGUCUCCUCGCCGAGCUGUCAGCGGGGCGAGGGAGACGGGUGGAGAGAGAAAGGAGAGCGCUGUAACUGAUAAUGAUGGCGUCUCGAACCUCCUCUGCAGCCCGCGGCGGGACAAUCGGAGUUAUAAUGAGGCUCGUGUUUGUUCGCUGUCUCCCAGUGUCGACUCAAAAACAGCUGUUUAUUUUCUCCUCACCUCACCUCCUCUCUCCUGGCUUCUUCUCUCUCUCUUCUCACACUUUCUCUCCCGAUCACAAACACUCUUCCUCUCCACGAUGUUUUCCUGUCGUCUUUCUUUAACGCCUCUCUCCGUCUUCGGUCCUUUAGCGCUGACCUUACUUUCCUUCCUCUCCCCUCGUUCCUGCAGAUAAUGAUCCCUAAUUGUUCCCUGAGUGUCUCUGCUGGUGCAUGAAACUGUCUGAACUCCAUGAAUAACACAAAAUAAACAUGAGAGCAUCCCCACGGAGCGAGUGUUUGGCUGAAAAGACUCGAAUUUACCAAAACAGGAGGCUGGGUCUCAGUGAGUCCUCCUCACAGGAGGAGAGUUCAUCCAUCAGCUCUACUACAGACUGAGCUCAGUGUCCGUGCAGGUAGAUGUCACAGAAGUCUACACACAGGAGGUUCAACUCUGUUUCAUAGAUCCUCAUAUUCCAGAUUUUACGGUAAUGAUGAGGUUUAGAGAAACUUGGAAGAGGACUCAGGUAGUCGGUACUUGACUCAGACUGGACUCCAGGUUUUAGUGCUGUCACACUCAGUUAGGACUGGGCGAUUAUAUGAUCAUGAUAAAUUUCACAUCACAACAGCCAAUCAGAGUCGAGCUUUUCCUGCUAAUAAUCGAAAUCAGACGAUACAACAAAAUAUAUCGUGAUCAAUUUUUUGCCAAAUCGCCCAGGCCUACACUCAGUACGUUUCCAUGACACUCAAAAAAACUGAAUUAUCGUCUUAUUCCGAUAAAGACCGGACAACUGAAGGUCAUGUAAACACCUUAGUCCGACUAAAUCAGAGUCGGAGAACUCAGAUUAAGACACCCAGAUAAUAAUAAUAAUAAUACUAAUGCAUCAGAUUUCAUAUAGCGCUUUAUCAGAGACCCUCAAAGCGCUUUACAUUGGAUAGAUACAUCAUUCAUUCACUCACACAGUCACACUUUGGUGGUGGUAAACUACCUCAGACUGGAAUUUGAUUUUCUCUACCAUGUAACCAGCGUAGUCGGAGUAUGACGCCACGCCCCCGUAACCCCGUAACAAACCCCCAGAGUAGAGGAGUAGCGUUGGUCUCCUCUUUAGAAAAAGUAGCGCGUCCAUCAUGUCGGACAAAAACAACGCUGUACGAUGCUCCAUCUUCUUGUUUCUCCAAAAUGCCCAGCAGCAGUUGUAGACACUUCUGACCUCUGACACCGACCUGCUGAAAAGACCCAUAUCGCCCCCUAGUGUUGGGGAGGAGGACGCGUUCACGUCAAUAAUUUUGAUUUUCUCAGCUGCAUGUAAACGAGGACAAGGAGAGAAGUCUGAAUUAUGAUCUUAGUCAGAUUAAACUGUAAAUGUAAACACACUGAGUGACACCAGAACAGUUCAGUCUGGUCCAGAACAGAACCCCGGUCCAUCUCCUCUGUUAGUCUGGUGUGAAAGUCUAAACUCUGUCAUGGUCCUAUAGGGGGUCUCAGUCUGAGAUGGAAGUCUGGACCAGCUCAGAAACUCGACAACCAGACCGGGUUUGAGUCCAGUUUGGCUUUAGUGUAACUCCUACAGAGAUACUGACCCGUGACGCUCCCACCGAUCAGAGGACGGCAGGAAGUGGGUCAAACUCUCAUGGUGGGUAAACGACUUUCUAAAGGUCUGAUCCUGAACCCUCACAGACCCAGUUCUGCGGCCCGGUCUGGUCCACUCUGACAGGAUUAGUCCAAACUCGUCUCAUACUGUCCUCCCGUCAGCUGUAAACACGUCUGUUCAUGAUCCUCACGUCUCUGAGAGAAGGUUACUGUGAGGAUAAUGAAGUGUGAGCACUGAGCGCGCUCCACGGCGCUCUGAUUUCAUGUGAUUUCACUGACGGAUGCUGACAAACAGAGACGGUCUACAUCCUGCUGCAGAGCGGUUGGAGUGUUUAACGAGUUCUGAUGAUGGAAACCUUCGCUCAGAUUCACCGUCAACAACAACAGGAACAGGAGGAGAGCUCGUACCUGGAAGGUUCCUGUCAGCAGCAGCGUGGCGGCGAACGUUCGCCUCAGGGGUUACAGCGUUCGCCGUUAGUCUGACUCUCUCUCCCAGCUGCUCGCUCGCUCUCUCUCUCGCUCGGCCUCCUCUCUGAUAUUUCUGGAAGAACAUGUCUGACUGAACGGCGCUCUGACAGUCAGCGGACUCACGGUCGGGCGCUCUCACACACAUCUGGUCACACAGGUGUGUUUAAUGAGUGCGCUGAUUACUUAACCCGGGUUAACUCAGCGCCGCACGCCGCAGCCUCGCCGACCCCGAGAGGUGAGGCAGACGAGCUGUUCACGUACGAGCAGACAGCAGCGCUCUGUGAUUGACCUCCUCUCACCUCCUCUCACCUCCUCUUUCUCCUCCUCAUUGAUUAAACAGACUUAAACCUCCUGAGUUCAAACAGGUGUCUCACCUACAGCUGAUUUUAAGACACGGGUGAGAGAGAGAGAGAGAGAGAGGGAGAGAGAGAGAGAGAGAGAGAGAGAGGGAGAGAGAGAGAGAGAGAGAGAGAGAGAGAGAGAGAGAGAGAGAGAGAGAGAGAGAGAGAGAGAGAGAGAGAGAAGAGAGAAGAGAGAGAGGGAGAGGGAGAGGGAGAGAGAGAGAGAGGGAGAGAGAGAGGGAGAGGGAGAGGGAGAGAGAGAGAGGGAGAGGGAGAGAGAGAGGGAGAGAGAGAGAGAGAGAGAGAGAGAGAGAGAGAGAGAGAGAGAGAGAGAGAGAGAGAGAGAGAGAGAGAGAGAGAGAGAGACAGAGAGAGAGAGAGAGAGAGAGAGAGAGAGAGAGAGAGAGAGAGAGAGAGAGAGAGAGAGAGAGAGAAAGAGAGAGAGAGGGAGAGGGAGAGAGAGAAAGAGAGGGAGAGAGAGAGGGAGAGAGAGAAAGAGAGAGAAAGAGAGAGGAGAGAAGAGAGAGAGAAAGAGAGAGAGAGGGAGAGGGAGAGAGAGAAAGAGAGGGAGAGAGAGGGAGAGAGAGAGAGAGAGAGAGAGAGAGAGAGAGAGAGAGAGAGAGAGAGAGGACACCUGUCUGUGAGGGUCACAGGAAGUCAGGAGGAGGAAGUUCACCAGCAUUAGUGUGUGUGUGUGUGUGUGUGUGUGUGUGUGUGUUUAAGUGUGUGUUUAUAUGUGUUUAUGUAUGUGUUUGUUGUAGUCAGUCAGGUUGUUUCUUCAGUUCUCGUUCUGCAGACUCAGACUCAGUCCUUCACUUUUCUCUGACUCUGUUUUGUCUGUUUCUCGUCUCUCUCCUUCUCUCUCUCUCUCUCUCUAUCUCUCUUUCCCCUCUCCUCUAAUUACAUCUCUUCAUUUCUUCUCUCUCUCUCUCUCUCUCUUUCUGUCUUAUUUUCUUUUUUUCCGGGGUGCUCUCGUUUCUAUUUUCUCUCUCUCCCUGCAGGUUUCUUCUUCUUUUUUAUUUUUUGGAUGAUUAAAGUCGUCAGGUUGAGUCUCUGACAGGCGUCUUUAUCUUCCUGACACUCUCUCCAUCACCUCUCUCUCUCUCUCUCUCUCUCUCUCUCUGUUGUUGUUUUUUUUACUCCUGUCUUGUUCUCAGAGAUGAUUCAUCCUUUCAGGACGGACACUCUUGACCUCGGAUCAUUCUCUCCUUUUCUCUCUCUCUUUCUUUGACUCUCGCUCUUUCUUUGUGUCGGAGACUUAAGAAGAGGAAAUGAAGUGUUUCAUGAGUUAAUCCAUCACAGCUCGUCUUUUAUCUCGCUCAUUUAUCAGCUCCUCUCUCUUUGAUUCUCAUGUCCCUGUUUGCCCUCUUUUUCCUCUUCCUUUAGUCCUCUCACAUCUCCUCCUCCUCCUCCUCCUCCUCUCUUAAUAAUAAUAAUUUGAUGAAGGUUUAACUCUCUCCUCUCACACUCGCCCUCAUAAACACCUGCUUUAGUCUAACCUGAGAUCCUUCUGCUCUCCAUCCUGAUACGUUCGUACGAUGAAGAAACCAAACAUCGAGAAAUGAGGCCAACGUAGGAGAGCUGCAGUUCCUCCAGUGUCCACUCGAGGCAGGCUGCUACAGCCGAGCGAACAGCUCUUUAAGAGUCUUGAUUUAUUUACUAUUAAACAGGACUGGUCAGGAGACGGUUUUAGUCUUUACAGCUCAAACAAAGACCUCCAUAACCCCGCCCCUCCAAACCUCGCCAACUUCACCCCCCCACUGGAUUCUGCUGAAACGCCAACGUCUGUAUUCAGAUAUAUGACGCGUCUGUUUUUAAUGAACUCGAUGAUGUAUUAAGAUGAGAUAAGAAACUUGAACUCGAAUUCAUCAGAGGAAGUUCAGGAGUUUGGCGUCACCGUGGAAACAUGUCUGAGUCAUGAACAUCACGCUGAGGGAUCACCUGCUGGUUUGGACCUCCAUGAGCGUUCACACAGGAAACAUAAGGAGACGUGACGACGUCAAAUAUGUCUUUUGGACUGAGCCUGUUAUAAACUCUGAGUUUUACUAUAGACUGUAUAUAGAGUAUAUAGAGUACAUAGAGUACAUAGAGUACAUAGAGUACAUAGAGUACAUAGAGUAUAUAGAGUACAUAGAGUACAUAGAGUAUAUAGAGUACAUAGAGUACAUAGAGUACAUAGAGUAUAUAGAGUACAUAGAGUAUAUAGAGUAUAUAGAGUACAUAGAGUACAUAGAGUACAUAGAGUAUAUAGAGUACAUAGAGUACAUAGAGUACAUAGAGUAUAUAGAGUACAUAGAGUACAUAGAGUAUAUAGAGUACAUAGAGUAUAUAGAGUACAUAGAGUACAUAGAGUAUAUAGAGUAUAUAGAGUAUAUAGAUUACACAGAGUACAUAGAGUAUAUAGAGUAUAUGUAGUGUUUACAGUCUACGGUUCAAACCCGCUGAGGUCUCCAGACUCUCCCGUAAAGAGGACUGUCGGUCUGAUGGUGGAACAAUCAGAAAAUCCUCUUAUGGUCCUCGGAGCUCUAAGAUCAUCACGUUUACCUCCUCAGACUCAGAUCUGCUGCUCUUCAGUCUGAUCUGCUUACAAGUCCAAACAAUAUCAAGACCAGCAGCCGUUACAUAAACGGAUCUGUCGUCCUCCUCCUUCUCCGCUCUGAUGUGGCGUGAUAAUUGUGUAAUCUGCGGGUCACUGUGACACUGUGAGAGGACGGGGAGCGACCUGCUCUCUGCUAGUUUCUGCUUCUCUGAAAUCUCCUCAUCACCUCCUCUUCUCUCUCUCUCCUUUCUUCUUCUUCUCCUCCGUCUCUCUCUCUCUCUCACUCGCUCCUUUUUCGCCGGCAGCGUGGCAGUGUCCUACUUUAGCUGUGCAGAAGGUUUGUCAGCAUCACCCCCCCCCCAAUGAAACAAAGAUAAUGUGGAGAGAGAGCGUCGGAGCGCGGGGCGUCUACUGCACACGCUCAGAGAGAGCUCUGUAAACUGCUGUCAUACAUGCUCAGACGUGACCACAUACAGUCUGAGAGAGAGAGAGAGAGAGAGAGAGAGAGAGAGAGAGAGAGAGAGAGAGAGAGAGAGAGAGAGAGAGAGAGAGUGCUGCAGAGGCACGGAACAAGGCUGCACCCCCGCCCACAUACACAUACACAACACAUAUGCACACACAUAUACACACACACAUAUACACACACAUAUGUACACAGCUCUGCUGUCAUCCCUGCACCACUGCAGCUUCACCUCCUGUUACAGUGAGUUUGGAGAAAAGAACACCUGAUGCUUGAGGCUGAUCAGCGUUCAUGAUAAUGAUAUAAUAUAAAUAUAUUAUAUAUAAAUAUUCUAUUUAUAUAUAAAAUAAUAUUAUGUCUAUAUAUGAUACAAUUACUCUGUAUAUAUAAAAUAAUACAAUAUUAAUAUAUGUUAUAAAUGUUCUUUAUAUAUAUUUGAAAUAACAUUAUAUAUAUGAUAUAAAUAUUUUGUAUAAAUGAAAUAAUAACAACAAUAAUAAUAAUAGUAUAUAUAUAUGAUAAAACUAUUAUAUCUAUAUAAUAUAAUAUGAUAUAAUACAAUAACAACAGUUAUAAUAAUAAAAAAAAAAAUAAUAUAUGAUAUAAAUUUUAUAUAUAUAUAUAAUAUAAUAUAAUACAGUAUAAUUUAUUAUUUUAUUUAAUAUAAUAAUGUGUAAUAUAAUAUAAUAUAAUAUAAUAUACAAAUAUAAUAUAUUAUACAAAUAUUAUAUCUUUAUCACAUAAUAUUAGUAUUUACCUUCCUGAUGAACUCAUUUUACUACAAUAAGACAACAGAGUGAAUUUGAUAUAAAUGGGUUAAAUUGAACAGUCCUCAAGUGUCUGUGUGUGUAACAGAGAGAGGUCUCAGCUGACCAAUGAUAUCAUCUGUUAGUCUCCCUCUCUCUCUCUCUCUCUCUCUCUCUAUCAGUAUAUAUAAUCUGGUCCUGUCAGGACGUCAGCGGUCGGCCUGCAGGCUGAGACACGUUCAUCAGAGCUGCAGACGCUCUGAUCUGUUCUUAUGAACCGUGACUCACUGCCUGGACUCACUUUGACUCAGAGUUAAUAAAGUGAAUCAAUAUACAGUGGGAAUGUAAGGUAGAGUACCAGAGCUGGUUAGUCAGUCAGAGACAAAGACGCUGUUUUUCUCCGACACUGAGUCAUUUCACUUCCAGUCAAGAAAGACUUUGAUUCUCUGUGGUCGUCAUUACUCUGCCCACUGAUACACUGAGAGUCUCCGAUCACUUCAUAUGAGAGGAUCCAACAGCAGAACGAAACUCUGACAUACUCACUCUGAUUCUGACGGGCGGGGAAAAUAUAAAUAUAAUCAAACAAAAACAUACGUCAAAUAAAAAAGUGCAUCAAACCAGAAACAUGAACUUCAUAAAGACACACGUGUGUAACAGUGCAGCCAUGCUGCAAACAAACCAGGACUGAGAGGACGAUAUUAGAGUAAUGAUGGAUGAGGGGCGUAAGAUGCAAAAACCAGAAUCAAGUGUUAACAUGCUAAAGGUAAACAUGAGUGUAAACUUGACUGUAAAGAUCACAUGAGUGUAAAGGUGCACGUUUGCCGAGGGCUUGUUCAUUUGCAGAGCUGGUGUGAUUGCAUACAGCUCUGCUGCAGGACAUUUGCAUAAACAGACAUUUUUAUUCAUGCACUGUUGCACAGGGAGAGCACACACACACACACACACACACACACACACACACACACACACACGACCUUUAAAUGAAUCAGAUACAGAAAUAUCCGAUCAGGUAGUUUUUCGGUGGACCUGAGGUUCUCACGUCUCAGAGUCAGGGUCAGUUUUUUUCUUCUUCUGUUUCAGAAACACUAAAAAGUUUUAUUCUCAUAUUUUUAUUUGAGUGUUUCUGAGUUUCACUGCAGAGUAAAAGAGUGAAACUCAGAGAGGAGCUUUUCUCCACAGUCAGGUUUUAAAUAUUUGAUAUCAGGAACGAUGUUUGGGUCUGUGUGCCCCUCCAGGGGAACCUCGGGGUUCAGUAGUAGGUUUCUGUCCCGUUUGGAGACUCAGAGUAGAAGAGCUUCACCUCAUUGUUUGAAGUCAGAAGAAGAAAUAUGGAGCAGAGCUCCUGGUUUCAUCCUCUCAACACAUCAACAGAAACUGAACCAGAGGAGAUGUUCAGAUCCUGGUCUGGACUUCAGAUCCAGACUGACAGUCGGAUCAUCAGCUGUGAGCGAAGGUCUCAUUCAGAGUCUGAGAAACUACGAGACUGAAGACGAUCAGGAAACAGACCAUCUUUAUCAAUAAACCAGGGAGUAACUGAGUCUGUGCUCCUCUCUCCUCCCUCCUCACCUCCUCCACCCUCACCUCCUCCUCCACCCUCACCUCCUCCCUCCUCACCUCCUCCAUCCUCACCUCCUCUACCCUCAUCUCCUCCAUCCUCACCUCCCUCUAUUUACCAUCAGACUUUUUGUUGACUUGGCAAAGACGUGACAUCUGUUUACGUCUCUCUACGGCGAGUUCUGCUCACUAAAGCUAAUGUGCUUAUGAUUCUGGGGGGGGGGGGGGGGGGUUACUGCUCCUCGUAGAGCGCUCGCCGCCGCCACUUCUGCCGAGAUAUGACUGUAUAGACAUCUGCAAUCAGCGCUCAAAGCCUCCACAAAUGUCAUCAUCAGACUGAAGUGGGAAUGAGGAGACGGGCGACUUCAGGGCAGACGAGAAAUAAUGGAGAAUGGAUAAUGGAGAGUCAGAGGAUAAAAACAGACGACAGGGAGAGAGAGAGAGAGAGAGAGAGAGAGAGAGAGAGAGAGAGAGCGAGAGUCAGAGCGAUGAGACCUGAGGAGAGCAGGCGGGUAUGAGGUUUGAGACUGCUACUAUAAAAACAGGCGGUCAAAAACAGACAAUAAAAAAAACAAACUUUUUUACAUCAGAUUUGUCCGGUUCAGAGAUGGUUAAACGAGCGAUCAGAGAAAUGGGAGGGGUUAUCAGAGGUCAGAGGUCACAGCUCCUUGGUUUGUUUUGGCCUGUUUCUCAGGUUACCAUGACGAGACGCCGCGGCGAGAUCUGACACAAACAAAAUCUUCAGGUUUUAAAAAAAAAUCAAUAAAUAAAAAUAAAAAAUCUCAUUUUCAGAUCAAAACAGUCGACCUCUGUCUCUCUCUCUCUCUCUCUCUCUCUCUCUCUCUCUCUGUCCUUCUCCUCCGUCUUUAACGCGGCGCUCUACCUUCAGGCUCGCCCACAGAGUUACCAAACAUCGGCGGAUGUAAUUAGGUGUGGAGAAUAUUUAUGACUCACACAGAAACAGUCGGGAGCGAACGCCGGCGAACGCCAGGAAACACAAACACGAGUCUUUAGUCGUUUAAUAUUCCGGGGGAAGACGAGUUCAUGGGGUGUAACAUCCACGAGUAACCUCGUUAUGUACGUCCCAAUGAGCCGCCGCGUCACUCCGGCGCCAAGUGAGCCACGAAACAAAAAGUCUGUUUUUAAAAUCUAUUCCCGUCUCAAGUCUUCAUCCUGGUUCUGGUUCUGGGGACUGGGAGUCUGUCCCGGUGUGCAGAGGAGAAGGUGAGCAGCAGAGGGACGAGUGUUCAGGUUAUCAGAGCGAAGAGAAACUUUUCAAAACAUUAAAAACACAGAAACACUGAAGUGAAGACGGCAGGAGAGCUGAACCAUCUCUGUGUCUUUAAAAUCAUGUCUGAAGAUCUGAGAAGUUAAAAAAAACUGAGCUGUUGAGGCAGAUUUGAAAAACGCGUCCCACCCCCUACAAACAAACCCCUCCCCUCUGUGCUCCACCAUAACUCCGCCCCCUGAACCUGUAUCGCCCUCCCCACGACACGCCCCCUCUGGCAGAAGAUCCUACGCUAGCUUCAAACAGGAUCCAUCAUGUCGGAUUGUUAGUGACUAGCGGCAGUAAACGCCAGCUCUGACAGCGAGCGCCGUCUGCAGCUACCGUGUUGACAUGUCAGAGACUAAUCAGAGUUAUUUAUGUAACAUGAGCCACGAUAAAAACUCUGCUGUCACAUGUCCUCUUUGACUCCGCCCCUUUCAUCACAGCUCCUGUCGCUAAGCUGCUACGCUACUUUUAGCCGCUCAGAGGUCCGAGGAGGGCCGGGAGAGUGGGAGGGGACGAGUCGGAACUACGGGAGAGGGGUGUGUCCAAUACAGCGAGGUGAUUGGAUGGAGAGACGGAGCAGGAGAUUGACCAAUAGGAGCUGUCUGGGAAGCAAUUAUUUUUUGUAGGAUGUUGGGGGAAGGUCCCGCCCUCCUUCGCCUCUGAUUGGCUAGAAGUGCUGGGCUCUGAUUGGUUGUUCCUUAUGGCUGUGAAACAUCAUCGUCUGUCGGGUUCGGAGAUUCAGAAUUGUGAUAAUUUUCUGUUGGAUGUUCAGAGUCGACAGCCCAUGUUUGGCUUAAGUGUGUGAUGACGUUUCCAGCUUUUUUAGCCAAUCAGAAACGAAGGAGGCGGGACUAUCUUUUUUCUCUUCACUUUGUGGCACUAUAGGACCAUGAUCGCCAUGGAAACGAGGAUCAUAAUAAUUAACAAUCUCUACAAUCAUCAACCAUGACUUUAAAAGAGAUCUGGAUCUGAUCGUGGGGCCGCUCAUUUCUGCUGAUUCAUCAUUUUCCGACUUUCAUCACCUAAUGCAACCGCUACACACACACACACACACACACACACACACACACACACAGACACACACACACACACACACACACACACACACACACACACACACAGACCCGUGUCUCCCGCAGAGCGCUGAGGAGCGCUCUCACUCUGCUCCUUCCUGCAGAAUCAUAUCUCCAUCUGACCCUCCUCUAUCUCUCUUAUUUUUUAUUCAUCCUGCUCGUCUGUGAUCAGGACGUGUCGGCGCCUCCCGCUCUGACAGAUUUGAGCCGUGACAGCGAGCGUAGAGACCAGAGGAGAACUGAUGAGCAUAGAUAGUGGCAAAUAGAUUCUGCUUUCAUCCAGAGUGGGGCUUCACUGACGGCCUGUAUGUGUGUGUGAGGGAAUGUUCAAUCUGCACUGAAGACAUGUGUUUAUGUGUGUGUGUGUGUGUGUGUGUGUGUGUGUGUGUGUGUGUGUGUGCGUGCGUGUGUGUGUGUGUGUGCGUGUGUGUGUGUGUGUGUGAUAUGUGAUUCUGAGUGUUAGUCAGAGUUCAUGUUAGCAAACAUGAAUCUAUUACAGUCUCUGAAAUGGAAAACCUCCAGGACAUUCUGGCUGCAGGAAAAUCAAUCGACUCGAUCAGCUGUAAGCGAGAGUAAAUGAUGAGGCACCAGGACACACACACAACACACAAACACACAACAAACCGCACAUUUUGGAUCAAGCAUUAUCACCUCGACUGGACCUGAAGAAAAAUCAGAGUCUUUAUUCAACCGGGGAGAAAAAGGGGAACACUGACAGAGAUCCUGUCCUCAUCCUCGUCAUCACACACAGGGAAUUAUUGACGUGAACGUGUCCUCCUCCCCAACACUAGGGGGCGAUAUGGGUCUUUUCAGCAGGUCGGUGUCAGACGUCAGAAGUGUCUACAACUGCUGCUGGGCAUUUUGGAGAAACAAGAAGAUGGAGCAUCGUACAGCGUUGUUUUUGUCCGACAUGAUGGACACGCUACUUUUUCUAAAGAGGAGACCAACGCUACUCCUCUACUCUGGGGGCGUGGGAUACUACCCUGAGAUACUACUGAGUGUCAAGGUUUCCAUGGCAACACACAGUGUCCAGACAAGUCAUGUUACAGAGAUCAGAUCAUUUGUGCACAAAGAAACAUCCGACAUCAGCCAACGGAUGUUAAAACCACGCAGAGAAGAUGUGUGAGUCGGCUCGUUUGAGGUCAUGUGACGCUGACAUGUCUGUAACAUGAGUCUAAAGUCAUCGACGGCGUUUUAUUAUCAUGUCGUUCUAACAGUGAAGAGUCUGAAACCACAAACAGGAUCAUCUUGAGGAUGAGUUCAGGUCCAGAUGAGGAAAGUCUGAGUUCACUUACAGACUCAGGUGUUCAGAGGAGACGUUCAUUAAAAACCACUGGAGCCAAAAUGACUCUUAAAGACUGUAAUUCUUUAAUCACUUCAAACAUGAUUGUUGAUAACGACCUCUGAGAAGACUCGACUCAGUUUAGUCUCAUAAAAUAAAAAGUGAAGAGGAUGACAGUAAAGACCUGUUGGUGAAGAUCUCUCUCUCUCUCUCUCUCUCUCUCUCUCUCUCUCUCUCUCUCUCUCUCUCUCUCUGAAAGUUCACUGACCUCAAUCACUGAGUUAUCUGCUCCACGCUUCAGAGUUCACAUCACCAAAUCCUGUUUUCCCCGGGCCUGUGGGUGAGUGGGGUCAGAGGACAAAAAUGAAAAAGAGACUCACUCUGCUCCUCUCUCCUCUUCCUCUCUCCUCCUGUCUCCUCCUCUCUCUCCUCCUCUCUGCUCCCACAUCCUGUCCCACUGUUGACCAGAGUUAAAUCGUUUCUUCCACGUGGUUAUCGUUGCUGCUCUUCGCUCUCUACCUGAAACUCUCUGACCGUGGCGGCGUGCCCUCACAGGCCCCGCCCUCAUGGUUAAAGCAGACUCUACGCUCACUCAGCACUGAAUAGAAUGUGCAGCAGUAGCGGCGGCGGCGGUGACCGUGGCGGUCAGAGCGAGGGCUUAGGUGUUUUGCUCUAUUUAGCCCCGGACCUGGCGGCUCUUUUCUGUCACGCUCUGUCGCGUCACUUCUUCUUCCUGUGAGGCGUCCAGAAAAUAGAUAUGAUGUCAUGCAUGAACAGCUGCAGAUGACGGCGUCCAGGAUUCACACAGACACGGACGCAAAGAGGAGAGGAAGGAGGUCAGGCAGGACAAACGGACGGAGGAGAGGAGGAGAAGAGAGGAGAGGAGGAGAGGAGAGGAGGAGAGGAGAGGAGGAGAGGAGAGGAGGAGAUCUUCUGCAGGCUGGAGAUGAAUAAUAGAUCAAACCUCUCUCUCUCUCUCUCUCUCUCUCUCUCUCUCUCUCUCUCUCCCUCCCUCCCUCCCUCCCUCCCUCCCUCUCUCUCUCCCUCUCUCUCUCUCUCUCUCUCUCUCUCUCUCUCUCUCUCUCUCUCUCUCCCUCGUUUUCUCUCUCCUCGCUCUAAAAGUCACAGACUGGAUCUUUAUAGUAACACCGAACAUCUGAGCUGAUCUGUGUCUGAGGAAAAAAAACACCAUCAAAGAUCAUUCAGCACCUCCUCGCCUCAGCCCUCCCUCUCCUUCUCUUCCUCCUCCUCAUUUAUUUAUUCAUACCUCCCUCCGUUUGUCUGAGCGACCCGAGAAACGAUCGCCGCUCAGGACGGAGAAACAUUCACUCGCAGGUAAACGCAGGUGUUCGCUCAGAAACACUGAAACGUAUCUGUGAGCACCUGUCAGGAGAGAGCGAGGAACACGGAGUUCAGCAGAGCUUAACAAACAGCUGACACACACACACACACACACACACGCACACACACACACACACACACACACACACACACACACACACACACACACACACACACACACACACACACACACACACACACACACACACACACGUGCAGCAGCUCUCUGAAGACUCUCAUCUGUCGGCAGUUUUGUUUGUGUCAUCUCUGAGCUCGGUGUGAAGUGGAGAGGAAAGAGUCCAAACCUCUCAGCACAGAACCGCUGGUCCUCCUGGGAGCGGGCCGGGACACAGGGAGAGGUUCUGAUGGACAGAGAGAGAGAGAGAGAGAGAGAGAGAGAGAGAGAGAGGAGGAGCUGAGAGACAGACAGAGGAGGAGGAUCAGGACGGAGACGGAGCGAGGAGAGUUUGAUCCGUUUGUUUGUGAUGAGCAGUUUCAGUCAGAGUCACACACACACACACACACACACACACACACACACACACACACACACACACACACACACACACACACACACACACACACACACACUCACACACACACACCACAGGGUUGGUAAAGUUGGCGUGUGAAAGCGAUGCAGACGCUUGAUUGACAGCUCCUUGAAUUGACUUCUGUCAUGAACAUCACCGAGGGCGAGUUUGUGCAACAGCCAAUAGAUUUACGGCGUUAGAAACAGGCCGCAGAAUCACACGCCGCAGAAUCACACGCCGAGCCAAUUUCAGAGACUGAGGCGACAAAGAAAAUCAAACAUGAACCUAAAAAAAACCAGAAAAUGAAAUGAGCAAAAACGACAACGCCGCCGCCGUGGUCAGGACACAGGAAAGAAACGUCCAAAAUGACCUCCAAUUACAUCUGCCUCGUAUGAUAGAGGCGGAGCCACAGCUGAGUCCUCCGAGAUCAGCUCGCUGUUGGCGGUACGAUUCCAGGUCGCUGCACACUGAGCCGGGUUUUUACAGAUGAUAGAGUGGAGACUGAGAUUACAGAGUCGACCAUGAUAAUGGACUGAGAUUAUAGAGCAGACUAAGAUUUGAGAUUACAGAGUGGACUGAGAUUACAGAGUGGACUAUGAUAACGGACUAAGAUUACAGAGCGUACUUAGAUUAAAGAGUGUACUGAGAUAACAGAGUGGUCUGAGAUUACAUAGUUGACCAUGAUAACGGACUGAGAUUAUAGAGCGGACUAUGAUAACAGACUAAAAUUACAGAGUGGACUGAGAUUACAGAGCGGCCUAAGAUUACACAGUGGACUGAAAUUAUAGAUCGGACUUAGAUUACAGAGUGGAUUGAACUAACAGAGUGGACAAAGAUUACAGAGUGGGCUGAGAUUACAGAGUGGACAGAUUACAGAGUGGACUAUGAUAAUGGACUGAGAUAACAGAGUAGUGUUAGAUCACUGAGUAGACUAAGAUUACAGAGCGGACUGAGAUUACAGAGUUGAUUCAACCUCAGAUGUGUUUAAAGAGUCAGGAUUACUGAGAACUUCCUGCUCCUCUAACUCCUCCCACUGCUGGUGUCAGACAUCUAACCUCUGAGACGAUCAGCCGUCUCCUCUUCCUCGCUGUAAUCUACGGUGAAUUACUGUAAACUCACUGUCCCUCAUUUGAACCCCCUCCAUCGUCUCUUAGUAACCCUCCUGUUGGGUCUUCCCUCCGUCCCUGAGGUCCGUCUUUCUGCAGACAGAGUAAUGACGGGUAAAUGAGUUGUUGACAGCCAGACUCCUCAGCUCCUGCCAAGAUCAUCAUUCAGGUUCUGGCAGCUGCUGCAUCAAACUUCAACAUCCAUUUAAGUCAUUUCCUCUAAUGAGACCGUCUCACCUCAUCACCUGACAGUCCAGAUCCACUAAGAGAGUCCUUAGGUUUAGAUCCACGGGGUCAUCCUUCCUUCCUUCCUUCCAUCCUUCCUUCCUUCCUUCCUUCCUUCCUCUCUUUGUUUUGAAGUCACAUUGUUCAGGACACAUUUGUGUUUCCUUACGUGAGUCAAAGUAACAGCAAAACACCGGGAUGUCGAGCCUGCUGCGCUGUGUGCUGAAAAAAAGGAUUUACUGCCUCGAAAGGAAGUGAGGGAGUAACCUCAGAGAGUCGACCGACCACGGCGUCCAAAGAGCUGGACUUUUAGAGACUAGUGGACCCCGAAGACCAGUUCCUGGAGACCUUACCCCCAAUUUUCACGGCAUUCCGAUCUGUGCUGAAUUUAUCCGCCAUGCUCCGGCGUCCAGAAAAAAUAGAACUCUUGUGAUCAGUUGAGGAGUCCGGCGAUCCGCAGAGGAACAGAAAGAAGUCGGUGUAAAUUGACACGUUAACUUGAAUGGUUACGAUCAGCUACGAUCGGAGGAUACGACCUUUUGGGAGACAUCCCGGAUGCGGCGGAAUUUGAGGGUUAGUGGACCCUCUACUCUUUAAAUCUUUACCUGUUGAAAGGACAACUGGACUUACUUGAGACAUUUCACCUAAGGCGAAACGUCUCAAGUAAGUCCAGUUGUCCUUUCAAUGCGUUGAUUCCCGCUCCAGAGUCCUGUCUGUUUUUAAUCCCCUGAAGAUCAGGACCAUCCAGGUUUGGUUUUGGUCCCUGUCCCACUUUAUCACAUCGAUUUCUCCGUGUCUUCUCUUUUAGUCAAGGAUCAUUUUUCUCCGAUGACUCUCCACGGCUCCGAUAAAUCUCUACCUCUGGUUUUUCGACAGCAGGUCCUUGUCCAAUUGCAUAAUGAGCUGCUGCCUGAGUAAACUAGAGGCUAAUUACACACAGACUGUGAGCACAAAUUGAAUGAAAGGCGUGGUGGAAAUUAGCCCCGCACUUCCAUGCGCAUAAAUCCGCCUGUCUCCGCUUUGACAUGUCAGUUCGGCGGGUACGUGUAAUUCUUCGGAGACACAAUCGAGGCUGACAGCGUGAUGAGCAGCCGGCAGCACAGAGGGGUUUCAGUAAACAUGUCUACAUUUGGACCGAGGAUGGGCUCGGGUCCAAAAAAAAACGGUGUGGGUAAUGAAAGAGGGAUGGAUGAUUUCCAGAUCCAGCACCUGUCAGAGUCAGUGAUCGUUUGAUUGGGUCUGGAUUCAGGAGUUUCAUCAUCAUCAUCGUCGUUGUCGUCGGGGGGCUAAUGAAGCAGGAGAGAAGCUCUGAUUUGAUGUGAAUGCCAACAACAUCCUUUUCUGUUUGCAGCGGCUUAAUUAGGACUGCCUGCCUGUCAUGAGUGCGUCACCAUGGCAACAGCAGAGAUCAACAUGUGCACAUACACUGAGUGAUCCAGAUCUGGAUCUGGUACAGGAUGGUGCUGGAUGUGUGUUUAUUUUUAGGUGUGUGUUUGUGAGAGUUUGGUUCUUGGAUUAAUGAUUGAUCGUUUUUUAUUGAUGUCACUGAUCAGAAUCUAAAACAGGAGGGUUGUCUCUUAUUUAGGGGGUCAGGAACUGAACCUGGACUCCUGGAUUAUUUGUCUAAUUAUAAACUAUCAGAGUUGCAUCGGUGUUUUUCAGGAUCCUUGUGAAGAAAAUGACUUUUAAAAGUGACGUGAUAUCAGGUUUUUAGAUGAAGUUAGAUUUUGAUGUCAGUUCCUGAGUCUCUGAAGUAUCAGCUGAUCCUGCUGAUCAUCUCUGGAGGGGGGGGGGGUCUAACUCGGUGUUACGGUGUGUUUGACCCUAAAUUAAUUUUACACAGAAUAUCCCUUUAAUCAUCUUUAAAUGAAAAAACUUGGUUGAGAAGAAAAAAAAACACUCUUACUGCAGAUCUCAUGUGUGGUCAGGUUCUGGUUCUGGUUCUGGAGCGGAUCUGGUGCUCAGGUUUUCUCAGCUCUGGUCUUGUCCUGGUCCGCCUGCAGUGAGAGGUAAACAUGUGGAUUUAAAGAGUUUGGACUGAAUCCUAAAAUCUGACCUCUGCAGUCAGAGGACGAGGAUUUUCAGCUGCAGGUUUGUGUUUCAGUGAAAGUAGGACAGUCAGAAACCUGCAGCUCUGCUGGUCCCACCUGUUCACCUGUUCACCUCCUGGAUCUGAACCGAACCUGCUGCGUGACCUGCUGGAUCUCCCUCAGAUUACAGAUUACAGAUUACAGUCCUUUGAAGGAGUUUGUUUCCUCAGUUAUGACACCAUAAAAGUUUAAUGUGUGUAUCAGACUGAAACACACUCCUGUUCCUGGUCCAGCAGCAGCAGAGAAGAAGAAGAAGAAGAAGAACUCUCCUGUCCCACAUUUUCAUCCUCACACAUGGAUGGAUGUGAGUCACGCUAAUUCCCUCUGAGACAGGUGUUCUGCAUGUCCCACAUAUAAAGACCCUCAUUAUGUAAUCAUCUCCCUAAACACACACACACACACACACACACACACACACACACAGACACACACACACACGGACCUGCUGGGCCUCAUGCAUGUGAACCCUCUGGGUCCCACUAAGUGGAGCACCAAAUGAGAUCAGGUCUCACGGCGAGGAGAUAAGACCUCCCAAAGAGGACCACAGAGUCUGGAACAGUGGGACAGGUCCAGGUACGAGGAUCUGGACUGUGUGCAGACAGGAAACAAAGACGUCCCAUCAGCACCUUCAUCUGACUUUCAAAAUAAGAGAUUGAAAGUACCUUUAUUAUGUCUGGUCUUCAUCUUCAUGAACACGUCUGUAAGUUCAUGAUCUCUGUCGCUCUCCAUCAUCUCUGUAGUUCUGAGUUCUGGAGUCACAAACCUGAUCCAGUACCAGGUGGUUCGUUUCUACCUGAGGGUCCAUUAGAGGUCAAAGGAGAAGGUUCAGAUCCAGAGAGUUCAACAGAGAGCCACGUGAAGCGGGCCAGGGUGCUGCUGUCGUAAUUGGCUAAUUUCAGCCUUAGUUAAACAUGUUUAUAUUUUGCUCUUUGUUAUUAUAUUUUAUCUAUUGUAUUAUAUUUUUAUUUAUUUUACUAUAUUUUUACUCUUUUUACUCUUGGCUUGGAAACGGACCCAGGAUUAAACAUCAGGGAGUGUAAUCAUGUUAAUAUUCCAUUCACGUUUAAUUUUCUAAAGUUGUAAACAUAAAAUAAUACAAGGUCACUAAAUUGUCUGUUUGGGCCUCGUGGUUAAAAAUAACCGGCUCUUUUAUUCCCAUAAUUCCUGCCGACAGUCUGAACCUUUUAACCCGUUAACAAGCUCACUAAAUUAAAGUCUCGUUAGGAGGACCAAAGCAGAGCAGAUAUCGCUCACUGCAGCCAACAAGUGAACAGAGUAACACCAAACCCAUCAAGGAUGGAGGCGCGCUGCUCCAUGAGUAAAAGGGGAAAAAGCACGAGUUAGUCUACGUUCAGACUGCAGGUCAGUUCUGAUGUUUUAACCAUCUGUGACUCAUAUCUGAUGUUUUCAUCUAAGUGUGAACAGGUCAGUUCUGAUUGGUUCUGAUCCGACCCAGGCCUCUUCUGUAUGUGGAUAUAAAUCAGAUAUGUAUCUGAUGUGACUGCAGUGUGGACGCUCAGGUCGCGUUCAUCCGACCUUUACGUCAUCAAUAUGAGACAAACGUCACCAUUGUUCAACACAAACAGGCCAACAAGUCUUCCAAUCCAGUACUAUCUAACAGGUCGCUUUUUUCAUGCACUGAAAUACGACCCAGUGGAGCGUUUACUAACGAGUACCUCCGCCAAUCAACAGACGUAUCACACGGGCCUUUUGUAAGACUCAUGGAGAAAUAUAAAUGAUAAAUACGACUCUUACUGAUCACCAACUUCAGUUUUACUCUGCUGCAGCUCUGUCCCCGUGUUCAGGGUCCAGCUCUGAGGACCUGUUGAGUCUCGCUCCGAUGACAGCCGACAGGUGACCCACCAAGAGCCUCAGGUCAUCAGAUCCUCACUAUUAUGUCCUACUGCACACAUGCUGGAGGUAUGACAAUCUUCUUAAGUGGAUCAUAAAGAGGAUGCUCCUGGUUCUGGUCCUGGUCCCCUGCUGCUGCCCCCACAGGAGAGAGGACCAGAAUAGACCGGAAUGAGUUCAGCUCUCCGUCUGAAUCUGGAGCAGGAGGAAGACGUGUGUCCCUGUUCCUGAGAGGAAGCAGGGGUGUCUUUAUCCUGUAUUUAUAUGACGAUGAUGAUGAUGAUGAUGAUGAUGAGGCGGCGGCAGCUGUGGGAUUAUGGGGGAUUAUUAAACGUACACAGACUGGCUGAUGUAGAAGAUCUCAGGAACAAAGCUCAGGUCUCAGAUCGAACGUCAUGUUGUUGGUCUGCACAGAUGGUACUGAGCAAACAUACAGACGUGUGUGUGUGUGUGUGUGUGUGUGUGUGUGUGGUUGUGUGUGUGUGCGUGUCUGAAGACGUGCUGAUGGAAGUCUUUACUGUUCGUGUGUUUCUGCUGAGCUGGCGCAGGACAAUGUCGCCAUGAUGCAACAGGCAGCUAAUCCUCUCCUUAUGUAAACGCUUGACUGCGAUUCAAACCACAUGUAGACGAGAUCUUAGAGAGCUUAGAUGGUCUGUGAGGACACGCUGCAGAGAAACCCUCCCUGAGGUUAGACUGAGUCUUCACAGACUCAUACCUGAACCAGGUGAGAGACGGAGUUUCUCUAGUUAUACCAACUGUAGUAACGACCGCAGGAUAGAAAUACACAGCGGUCUGAGGAGCCAUAAACAAACCUCAACCAAAACGCCACUCUAUAGCCACAAAUAAUGCUCAGAACAGCACCUAACUUCAUCAACAGGACAUAUAGGGUCACAGACAUAGUACUAUAUUCAGAGUUGUUCUAACUCCUAAGAAAACAUAAACUUAAGCGGGGGCGUUUCUCCACCUCUGUAGUCUAUAAGCUGGGCCAAUAAACUUCUACUGUAGUAAAAUGAAAAGGUAAAGGUGUUUUUAUUAAACCGAUUUAUCAAUAAAAUGAUGAUUUUGUUAACAGGUAUGGAUUUAUUUGCUGUCGAGUUAAUAUAUUUGAACUAGAGCACAGUAAAGUUAAAUUAGCUAAUUUUCCAAUGAGAUUCUGUUACUAAAUGGAACUACACCAUGAUCUACUGAGGUUAGUGCAUAAAGGGUCCCCGCCAUAGUACUAGACACCAAACAUCUUUUUAACUUUGACUCAUUUCUUUAGCAAAGAGACUAAACACAACUCACCUACUCUCUUCCAGCAGACGCUUGUUUGUAGAGAGACCUCAUGCCAGUCUAUUACGGACUACAGCGGGGUGACGCAGCUCAAGGAAGAACAUUUAUGAUCAUUUCUUCAUGGAAAUACAAUCAGACCGAGACGCUAAGGCAGAAGAACUACCGCGUCUGUAAAAUUAUAAACAUGAUGAUUAUUACUUCAAGGAAAUGAUAAAGAAAUACUAUGACACAUACAACAUAUCGAGGUGGUUAGAGGGAACACCAGCUGAGAGGACAAAAAGAGAAAACACACCUGGGAGGGAGAUGAGAUCUAUACCUGAUCAAAUAUCGGUGUUUUAUGUUAAUGUUGUUUUAAGAUGACAUGCUCUGUGACCCGGUUAACCCUUUCCUCUGUUUUUUUUUCUGCAGAUUCUCGUUUAUUCCAUCUCCACUCCGUCUAUCUGGGUCACUGGCAGCAGAACUGAAGGAGGGACUAUGAAGACCAGCUGUGCCCCCUCACACUCAUGUCCUCUGAGAUAUGAGAUGACACGGCUCCCCUGCUGAUCACCACCAUGACCAUAACGCUGUGAAGUCCCUUCUUCAGCACCCAACCCAGACCCCGAUCCUCUUUGGAAAUCCUUCCUCUCUCCUGCUCACACGUCCUCUGAUCCCGCCUGUCCCCUCAAUAAUUACCCCCCUCCCUUCUUUAUCUGAACCAGCAUCAUGCAGGGUGCUUCUGCUUCUUCUUCCACCCUCUUCCUCCUCCUUCUUCCCUCCCUCCUCCUCCUCUCACACUUCCCCAAUAUGGCCAGUGGGGACUGCUGGUUGAUUGAAGGGGACAAGGGCUACGUGUGGUUGGCGAUCUGCAGUCAGAACCAGCCCCCGUACGAGACCAUCCCCCAGCACAUCAACAACACGGUCCAUGACCUGAGACUGAAUGAGAAUAAGCUGAAAGCGGUUCUGUUCAGCUCCAUGUACCGCUUCACCAACCUGACCGACCUCAACCUGACCAAGAACGAGAUCAGCUACAUCGAGGACGGCGCCUUCGCAGGACAGGCCAACCUACAGGUAGACCCAGAUACGUGCUGAGAAUAUAUCGAUUAUUGAUUAUUAUUGAUUAUUGAUGAUUGAUUAUUAUUAUUAUUAUUAUUGUAGACUAUCUAGUAUUGAUAAUUAAUAUAUCAUAUCAAUAUUAUUAUAUUACAUCAAUAUAAUUAUGAUAUUAAUAUUACAGAAUAUAUCUAUUAUUGGUUGUAGAAAUAACAGAAUAAUUAAAAAAAUACUACUAUGAAUUAAAUAAUAUAUUUUUAUCAUUUUUAUUAUUAUUAUUAUAAUUAUUAUUAUUGUCAUUAUUAUUGUUAUUUUAAACUGUAUCUAUUAUUGAAAAUUUUAUUAUAUUAUUAGAUUUAUUAUUAUUAUAGACUGUAUCUAAUAUUGAUGAUUAUAUUUUAUCAAUAUUAUUAUAUUAUAGACUGUAUUAAUGAUUGAUUAUUCUAUUACACCAAUAUAAAUGUGUUAUUAAUAUUACAGACUUUAUCCAUUAUUGGUUGAUAAUAAUAAUAACAACAAUAAUAACAAUAAUAAUAAUAAUUAUUAUUAUUAGUAUUAUUAUUAUUUUAGACUAUAUCUAUUAUUGUGUCAAACCCAUGAAACUCAUGAAAUAUCCUAGUUCACCACUUCACUGAUGACUCCUCUCAUGAGGCCGAAGCUGUGUAAAAAGUAACACCCAAACUUUGUACCAGUGGAAAAGCAGCUAAAAUACAGAGUUUAAGGCAGUGAGAGAAUUGAGCUGAAAUCAGGGUUUUCAAGGACACCAGUAAAAAAUAAAUAAGCCGUCCUCUGUCUGUCCCAGUAAAGUAGGUCUAUUAUAUUAUAGGUCUAUGAUAAAACAAAGGAAACUGUUCUAACUCCGUUUGUGUUGCCCUCAGGUUCUUCAGCUGGGCUACAACAAGCUGACAAACCUAACUGAGGGGAUGAUGAGAGGACUCGGCCGUAUGCAGUGUCUCUUCCUCCAGCACAACCUUAUAGAGGUUAUUGCCAGCAAUGCAUUCUGGGAGUGCCCCAGCCUCAGCAGCAUUGACCUGUCAUCCAACAAACUCGUCCGCAUCGAUCCGACCACGUUCACAGUUCUCAACCGGCUGAUGGUGUGUGAACUGGCGGCAAACCCGUUCCACUGCGGCUGCGACCUUUACAGCUUCCUGGUCUGGUUAGAGUCCUUCAACAACGUCACACACACCUACGACCGGCUCCAGUGUGAAACCCCUCGGGAGAUGACCGGUUACCCGUUACUUACAGCUACUGGUCAUUCUGGGCGAAAUGCAAAAAACAUUUUGUUCCAUCACUGCCGAGACGGAGUCAUGAUUCCAGGGAUGACUUCUCUCCCACCAGAUCUCGAUGGUCCUUCUGGGAUUGGGCCAGACAUAUUUGGUGGUGUGGGGCCGUACCACCAGGCCACCACCUCCUCCUCGUCCACUGAAAACACCUACAUCCCCAGCAUCAAGCUCCAUCAUGUCUCUUUGUCAUCGGCCUCGCUGCUGGUGCAGAUCCCUCGGCCCUACAGUAAAAUGUAUAUUCUGACCCAGUACAACUACACGUAUGUGUCUGACGUCAUGAAUCUGAAGAACAAGAAGGAGAUGAUCACUCUCAACAAGCUCAAGCCACACACCAACUACACCUUCUGUGUUGCAUCAAUCCGCAACUCCCAACGGUACAACCACACCUGCCUGACCUUUGCCACUCGGGCCCAGAAUCAAGAUGACGCACUCCCCACAUCGUCCACAACCACUCACUACAUCAUGACCAUUGUCGGCUGCCUGUUUGGCAUGCUCAUCGUUUUAGGCUUUGUCUACUAUUGUCUACGAAAGAAGCGGAUGCAUGAUGAGAAGAAGAAGUCCAUAUGUGUCAAGAAGACUAUUCUGGAAAUGCGCUACGGACCAGAGGUGGCCGCAGCAGUGGCAAAUGACCCAGCAGCAGUUCACAAGCUUCAGGAGCAGUCCAGAGAACACCAUCAGUAUCAGCACCACCAUGGAGGCAAACUCCCCAUGUCCACAUCCACCAGCUCGGGGAUGCUUCACUCAGCAAACACCAGUUCCUCCAGACUGUCAACCAUCCCACAGGUGGAGAAGAUGGCCACGGCCUUUUCAGAGGCCAUGGCCACGACCAAAGGGAAUUACAUGGAUAUCAGGACUGGAGGAGCAGGGAUGGAGAGGAUGGGGGAUGGUGGGCAUAUGGGGAUGAGGGGGGUGGAUUUGAGGGAUGAUAAUGGCAGUGAUCUUGGGGACGACUCAGAUGAUGAUGGACACGGCUCUGCUUCAGAGAUUUCCACCAUCGCCAUGGAGGUGGACAAGGUAAACCAGAUCAUCAACAACUGCAUAGAUGCUCUAAAACUGGACGCAGCAGCAGUUGCUGCUUCAGGGGCCUCUAAUAACCCAACAGCCUCAUCCAACCCCACCUCCCCUCCCCCCACCAGCACGUCCUCCCUCACUCGUGGCCUAAUCCCACUGUCCCAAGGGUUGACGGACACGUGCCAGGGCAUUACUCCAAACAAAAUACCCCCUCCACCUCCGCUCCCUGCCUUGAACGCCCCUCUAUCUGAGCGCCCAGGGAUCACUGGGGGUGGCUACGUUGUCACUCCCCCGUACCGGCCCCCUCCACCAGCCAAUGCUGUUCGUCCUAUUCAGAGGCAAAUGAGCGCAGAUGCUGCAGUGGUUAUCGUAAAUGCGGUGAAAAAACAAUGCAGCACCUCCUCUUGCAGCUCCAUGGGUAGGGACAGGGAGCGUGGAGGAGCAAGGGUGUACAGCCUGGAUGUCCCCGAGCCGAGGAGCCCAGAUGGCUGUAAUCAGCAGCAGCAGCAGUAUCCAGACCGUGCCAGUCCCGUGGGCUGUGGGGAGCCCCUCGAGAGACUGCCUUUGGUUGGGAGUGGGAGCUGUGGUGGAGGGGGUGGUGGUUGCGACAGUGGUGGUGUUGGUGCCCAGCAUCAGGACAACCAGAAGGCCCAUCAUUACCAUCAACAACAACAAAUGCAACAGCAGCAGCAGCAACAGCUCGAUGUGCAGCAGGACUACCACUGCUCGGAGCACCGCCACUCUGUCCCAGCUCUCUACUAUGAAGGCUCCCACCAGGGCUCCCCAGCCCAGAGGGUUUCCUUUCUGAAGCCCCUGACACGCUCCCGCAGGGAUGCAGCAUCGUACUCCCAGCUUUCGCCAGCUCGUCACCAUUCCGGUUACUCGGGUUACUCCUCCAGCCCGGAGUACUCCUCGGAGAGCACUCUGCGGAUCUGGGAGCGAUUUCGUCCCUACAGAAAAGGCCAGCGGGAUGAGUCCUGCUACGUGACGGCUGGAAACGCCCUCAGAAAAAAGGUGCAGUUUGCUAAAGGAGAGGACCUGCAUGACAUCCUUGAUUACUGGAAGGGUGUGUCGGCACAGCAAAAGCUGUGACUAAGAGACUAAAGCAAAGCAGAGAGGGAAACCAGUCUGGAUACUCCUCUUCUGAUCGGCCUGCAGGCAGAAGAAGAACAGAGAAGGAAAUGUCGGACAACAUUUUGCCUUUGGAUGAUUUUUGGCAUGCUAGGUGUAUAGAUUAUUGUGCUGGGAGCAGGGACUGUGAAACGGUGUCUGGGAUACAUGAGAGUCAUCAUGGUGUUUAUUUUACGCGUCACUGUAGCACCAUCUCUGGAUAAUAUCCAUUUGGUGAUUGUUGGUUUGAUUUGAGCACAGGAAGUGAGUGCCAGCUGAGUGAUCAUAGUCGUGAUCAUCUGGACCGUCUUUACCAGUGCCAUGUUUUCAUCCGUGGGGAACCACAGAGGCUAGACCUGAUUUUAGGCUGCUGUGGUCGGAGUCCUCACAGCCCAGUUUGUAUUGGAUGCUGUUUUAUUUGACAGUGUCCAUUUGAGUAUGUAAUGACCGUGACUGAAUGGUGAUGCUGUUCAGUUACUAGCGACAACAUGUCAGUGGUGUAGUCUUGUUCUCGCCCUGUUCCCCUUUCAUGAGAUCCUUUCAGUCCAGCAGGUUAGACUGUCCUGCAGCAGGAGGACACCAUGAAAGUAGAAGGAAACCUUAUCCUGCAAACACACACACACUCAGGCAUUCAUUCCUGAACCACAUCAGCAUUAGUCUAAACAACGACCUGAACUUUGAGUGUAUUCAGGGGGAGAACGACACACAAACAUCAUGAAGGAGAGGGAGGAGAAAUAAGAGGCUGUUGAAUAUCAGUGAAUCAUGUGUCAGUUACAGGAUCUGUUUGCAUCUCUCAGUCUGUCCAUCAGUCCUAACCCCGUCUCCGACAUAACAAACCAGAGGACACACCUUCUCUCUGCUCUCUGGAUUACUGUUGUCCAUCGAUAACAUCGCUGAUGGUAGUGACAGGCAUGCUCCCCUUCGCUCUCCGCCUCAUGGUUCUGUGUGUUGCUGUGUGGUGAACCGUGGUCAGUGGCUGUCGGCAUGCCGUGUCAGAUGACGUUGUUCUGUGCCCAAACUGACUCCAGGAUGUCUGAGUCUAAUCAAUACUAGAUAAUAAUAAUAAUAAUAACGGCAUGAUUAUUGUUCAGAUAUAAACUUUGUACUUUCCCAGACAUAAGUCACAUGACUGACGCUCACACAGCCAUGAUGUUAUCUCCAAUCAUGUUUCGUGUUUCCCAUCAAUUCGGCCUUUUAGGAGAGUUUACGAACUCUGACAGCUGACAUCUUUCCCUCCCAGAGCGCUGCUUUAUCGCUGAGUCGUCACAUUACCAGCUAACACACACGAUCUGAGACACGGCGUCCUAAAAACUGAACCGGCUCUCCACAGUUUGUUCAGAGACCCCGUUAAAAUGGCAGCUUUGAUUUCAGCAGACAUUUUUAUCUCUGUUUGGCUCACCUCCCACCUUCAGCGCUCUAAUGGGACACUGCUUUGGCAUUUGAGUCCUGAACUCCCCGUUUUAUUCAAUCAGAAAAGUCAUAAAUCGCCUUUUUGCAGAGAGAGCUUAAGUCUCAGCAGCACACACAAUCACCGCUUUCCUCCUUUUAGUUCACUCCUCUGAGCAGAUGCAGGAAAUGUGAGCGGACGACAGUUUCUCCUUAUCGGUCGAAACUUCAGUUAACCCUUUUCCACCAAAGUCAACCUGCUGCUGGUUCUGGUUCUGGUUUGGAGUUAGAGGACCUUAAAAAACCCUCAAAGUACAGUCUGAAUGCAGCAGCUGGUCCCUGACCUUGUCUUCAGAGAAACCCGUGACGUGGUCUUCUCUGGGAAUCAGGACUGACCAGUUAUUCUGGAUUCUUGUUGAUCUGAUUCCUCCAAAUUUUCAAUUUCUGGGAAUUUUCUGCCUAAAAGUCGACCUCGCUGCUCAGGCGUUCAGAUCUUGACGGCUCAGCUGAUCGCAGAUAUCCCCUCUGAAAUCAAAGAUGGCGGCCUCAGAAAGUUCUCUUUGAUCACCAUGGGACCACCAAAGUCCUCAUGUUAACGGCUCCACCUUGUCUAGCAGAGGGAACUUGGUUCUCCUCUGAGGUACAGUAGAGUCAUGGGGGGUUCAGACACAAAGGUUCCCCUGAUCCAAACCAGCCCAAGAACAGACUUUGUGGAAAAGGGGUCUCAUCGGUUUUUCAUCAAGUAUCCAUCUCUGAAUCGUCCCCCUUAUUUGAGAGCUCAGAGUCAGGGUCAAAGGUCUGACUCCCAGACCUCCUGCUGACCUCGGGUAACAGAGGAGACACGAUGAAGAUGAUCAGUCCUUCAGCUGAUCUGCUUCAUAAAACCUGAUGAUUGGUCUGUAUGUGGAUGAUGCUUCAGGUCCACACAGAUCCUGUUCAGAUCUACAUGUUCAGAUGUUCUUCUAAAUGCUCUUCUGCAGACGUGGAUCGAGUCGGAGUCAAUCUCCACAAUAACAAAGCUUCUCAGAAAAUAGUGCCAAUCUUCCUGAUGGUUUGAAGUGGAGGAACAAGAGGAACAUGAUGUUAGUCAUCAGAAAUAAUGACCUGAGAGUCAAAAUGCAAAUUUAGACUUUUCACUCAGAGUUCAGAAUAAAAGCUUUCUGACAUGAGAGCUGCUGAAACUGACAACAGGAGACGAGAUCCUGCAAAUAUGAUCCGUCAGAAACCUCUAAAAAGUGAGGCUUAAAAAAAACCAGCAUCACAGUGAAAACCCUGUCCCUGUCCCCGGUCUCUGCCCAUCCCGGUCUCUGGGAUAUCAAUGCUCCUUUGAGUCGCUCCGUCCUUGUUGUUUGUCUCGGCGCUGCAGGAAAGCCGAACGUGAGAAAGCCGUCUAAUGUGCGAUUAAUGUUUAAUCCUUCAGCCAGAGGCGGGCCUGGGUCACUUCUCUCUAUCUCUGACAUUUCACUUCCUCCCAUGUUAAUCCGCUCCCAUGUGUUUAAGCCCGGUCCAAUUAAACUACAGUCUAGUUUCCUAAAUAAUGAAUGGAAGCCCAAAAUAGGAUGUGGGUUUAUGUCUAAUCAGCUUCAAAUGACUAACAGAGUUAAACGCUUCCAUUAGCAAAGACCAGAGUCUUCCCAUGACACCGCGCUCUUCAGAAAACACGUGCCUGUCCUGGAAGAACCUUCAGCUGCAGACGAGAGACGAACCGUCAUCAUCAUCUCUGUUUAGGUGGACUGAUCCGUCCCAAACACAGACCAGAACCAGAACCAGACUGUUUAGGGGGGUCCGUUUAAACCUUUGCACGCUCAGAAACACUCGGACAGUCUGCAGACCCCCUCAGCUUCACAGAUACUGAAGAUGAUCUGCCCCAGAACUCAGGUUAUGAUCACACAGGAUAGUAUUUGACAGGAAACCAUGACCCCCAAUUUCCACCUCCAUCCUGAUCGUCUCCUAAAAGGUCGUAUCCUCCGAUCGUAGCUGAUCGUAACCAUUCAAGUUAACGUGUCAAUUUACACCGACUUCUUUCCGUUCCUCAGCUGAUCACAAGAGUUUCCUUAGAAGUCAGAUGUCAGAGCUGAACGUGUCGUCACACCUGAGUUCUCUCGAUUACUGCUGACCGCAAUCCGCCACAAAAUUCGCAUCACAAACGGAUCCGGUAGGAAUUGGUGGACGGCAAAAAUCGCAGCCGUUCCAGAUGUGGUGGAAAUUCGGGGUGAUAUUAAGAAGUGGACAGAACCAGAUAACAGAGAGCGGUGUAAAUAAAUGAGUCAUCACAUGACCAAUAAUGCGCCCGGCUCAUCCAAACCAUCAGAGAGAAGAAGAAGUUCAGGUUUUAAUCAUGUGUCCUUUUCAGUGAUUUUAUAACAUCCUUCUCCGUCACCUCCUGACCACACGCAGGAGAAGAAAGUGUGAGUCAGGACGAGUGAGUCAGCGUCUGACUCAGCUAAACAGACUCUGGUUCUGAACGCAGGUAAUGGGUUAUGGGGGACAUCUAAAGGACGAGGGGACCAGACGACGUGAAACCGUCUCAUGAAUCCGAUGAUCUGAGCGAACACUCGGCGCCGUCAGCUUCAGUCAGCCUGUAGCUCCGCGGCGCUCUGACUCAGGUGACGGCGGUGACAGGCAGGUAUUAGCUCUGUGAGUGGGCUGUGAUUCAUUCAUCGGCUGUCUUUCGACCUUUUGUUUAAUCGUCUCUUAAGUCCAUUAGCCGAGUGUGUGGGAGAUUAGCCCGCGUGGAUAAUGUGCCAAAUUUGAUAAAUGGAGAACUAAAGUGGGUCUCCCUCUGUGAUAAGAAUGAUCUGCAUGUCCUUUUUAUACUUCUUUAAUUGUAUUUACCUCAGCCAUGAAAAAGGAAGUCGUCAGCGGGAAGUGACACGGCCAGAAGGAUUUCGUGGUCACUCCUCAUACUUUAUGAAGCAGCUGUGACAGCCAAGCACUGCCAACGCUGUCUGCUCAACUGCCAACCGCUCACCAUGAAAACCAAUGAACCCGUGUGUGUUAACGCUGAGCUGAGAGUUAGUCCAGACGGGCCAGAGCUCAGCUGAUUUGGUUCCCGCCCACUCCUCCUCCUCCUCCUCCUCCUCCUCAUGACGUCUCUGGUAUCGUAGGGACCGUCUCUGAGACCUGACCCCGAGGUCUUUGCCGAUCUUCUCCCUGUCUCUGCUCUUCACGUAAGCACACGAGGGGAGGUGUGAUCUUCAUGUAUCUUCACCUCCAUCCGAGCAGGUGAAGCAGAUACGGUAACGCCCUCAAACCCUCGCCGCUCCUUCAGUGGGAGGAGUUUUCUCUUUCUUAAAGCGACAGUCACACAAAGGUUUCUGAUUUCUUUUGUAAAUAACGAGCAGAAGAGCGUUUGGAAAUCCUGGCCGUGGGUCUCUCUCUCUCUCCUGAUUGGAUGCCGUUUCCAUGGUAACAGUUUUUUGUACACGUUAUGCAUUAACUCUGAGAGGUUUUGGUUCCCAAAGACGGACAAAAGACUUGGAGGAUCUGUGAAAUAUAUAUCUGUGAAUUUUGUACACUAGAUGAAAAAAAAAAAACUUGCUUCUCUGGAUGUUUUAUACUCGGCCUGAUCUCUUGAUAUGUUUGUGUGUUUCUCUACUUUGAGUUUGUCUGUUUCUUUUGUUUGGGCUUUUAUUUUGGCGGGGUGGGAGGGAGGGGUGGGUUUCUAAUACUUGCAAUGAUAUAUGUUAUAAAGGUUUAAGAAGAGAGAAAGUUUAACAUAGUGUACUACAUAAAGAAAAGUGGUUAUAUUUGCAUGAUUCCCUGUAUUUUUUGAGAGACUCAAAUAUAUUGUUGUGUACAUGAGUGGACGUCAAACGGAAAACGAACUCUGUCGGGGCUGAAACACCGUUCUGUCCCGUAUCUUUGGUUUGAGCGUUCAGGUUUGACUCUGUGACUCUGUUUUCUUAAUGAUCUUGAGUUUUUAUUUUGGUCUCAUGCUGCCUUUCCUUCGCCGCCCUUGUUGCUGAUCUUUAACCACGAGCAGGUAAAACGGGGGGGGUGGGUGUUUACAUCUCUCAGCUCCAUCCUCCUCUGAUGAUCUCCCUCACACACACACUGUCACAGCAGGAGGUCCUACUGUCUCUGACUCCACAUCUCCAGUUAAAGACGUCACCAUGAGAGAGCAGGACUGUCCUGAUCCAUCAGUCUGAAGUUAGCGGUAAAUCUCGGCGGCGUCCUCACGCUCGCUGUGAGUUUAAUCAGAUAUUCUCAUUCCUCGUCCUCGGCUCUGAGCGCCCGCUGCUCCUCUCGACCACGAGUUCCUGUAAUCAGCUGUCCUUCCAGUCAGCUGUAAAUCAGUCUAAUGACACAGGUCCUUUAAUAUUCACUAACGCUGUAGCUGUGCACCAAUCAGCAUCGUGGUUUCCUUGAAUAAAGAUCGGAUCACAGCACUGAAGUGGACACUCAAACGAACAUGAGAUAAUUAUGAUGAAAUAGAUGAAUAUUUAUAGUCGGGGAUCAUCGGAUUAUCAUCAGUGUGGAGAUUCAAAUGAAUGCAUGUGAGCACAGAGAGAAACAAAUUAGCUGUAAUUGGUUCCACUGGACGGAGCCGAGCUCCAAAUGAGGUCCAGGAUGGAGAGCUUCUCGUUCGGCUCCAACAACAAACAACGUGUGAGCAACACCGACCGCAGCUGCAGACACACAACUGUGCUGACUGCGUUAGUGUGUGAGUGUGUGAGUGUGUGAGUGUAGGCAGGACUGACACCGAGACGUCACACUCAGAGCGUUUACAGUCACAGUUUCAUCGUACUAAGUUCAUAAUUCGUUUUUUUUUUCGCUGAAUCGGACGUCCAAUCGUAUUAUCUGGGUGUUUUAAUCAGAGUUCUCAAACUCCGAUUAUAGUCGGACUAAAGUGUUUAUAUGACCUUCAGUUGUCCGGUCUAAAGGUUCUUCCACAACGGGGCUGUUUAUUUCGUGCGAUUAUUUCAAUAUCUUUUUCGAACCCGUAUCCUGUCAAUACAAGCGUUCACAUCAGCAAAGUUUCGCCGUCCUGCGAUAUUGCGGCAUUUAUUUUUUCGGAUCACGCUCGAUUUUUCCAAAGUUUCACGUAAUGUGUGUAAGUUUGCAAAAUCACAUCAGACUUGAUGUUUAUCGUCAGGCGCAUCAAAAUUCGCCUCAGAAUAUUUCGUUAUUUCACGUUGUAUAUUUGCGUCGGUCCCGUCGGUGUGUAACCGACGCAAAGGUGUUAAUUCAAUUUUCUCGAGUGUCAUGGAAGCGGACUGACUGAGACGUCAAACGGCCUCUCCUAGAGCCGCCGCUGCAGAUGACACCAGAACAUCGACGAAUCAUCUGAGAGCUUCAGCAGCUUCAUUAAAACGUCUCUGUCUCCUGAGGAUGUCCCACUCCUGCUGUCAGAUCAGGAUGCUGUGAUUGGACGAUAUCAGGAACAGAUUUCAGCAGCAGAACACUGAUAACACACGAGCACGCUGCCGAGUCCAGAGGGACCCGCAGAGUCAGGGACAGAGAGGAACCUUUAGACCGGGGGGUUUAUCAGAGAGGACGCUGACGCUGAUGGAGUUCCUUUAUAACCAAACUUAAACCUGAUUAUCGAACCCUGCUCUCAUAACUUCAUCAAACCCAGAAUAAUCCACGACUCUGAGCUCAGACUGCACGGUCUCAGAUUUACCGGUGUCCUCAGACAGGUCCAGUUCUGUCCCACCUUUACCAGUCAGACCCACAUGAGGUUCACACUGAGCUGAGAUCCUGCACUCUGACCUCUUUAGACUCUGAUAUUCUGUCUUAAUUUGAGCAGCACACACACACACACACACACACACACACACACACACACACACACACACACACAUCUAUGUUUCUGUUUUGGUUUUCGAUCCAGCCCUGACCGAAGCUCUCAGUUUGUAAAGUUUUAUACCAUGACGACCAUCAGAGAAUAACCCGGAGCGCUGACCGCCAUCGCUCCAGACGAAGAGUUUAACGGGAAUAUUUCAGAGUUUAGUUUUUCUCAGCAUGGGUAAAAAAAAAAAUCUGUUUUAUUUUCACUGACAGAAGAAAAAAGGUUUUAGUGACGUCUAACUGAGUCCUUUCAUUUUAAAGUCCAUCAGUCACUCGUCCUUAACUCUGGGGGGACUCUGUCCUCGGGGGUCUUCAGCUCAGAGACCAGACGGGACGGAGGAAACUCAAGUUUGGUUGGUGGGAACAACUCUUGGCUUUUUUCUUUCUUGGACUCUUUGUUGCUGAUAUUAACAUUUUUCCCUUUGCAAUUUCUGUACAAAAGAUCGAUUUCUAUAUUUGCAAUAAAUUUGUAAUUAAAAACGAAACAUCUA